Lymnaea stagnalis (great pond snail) is the source of this 46174-nucleotide messenger RNA. Lineage: Eukaryota; Metazoa; Mollusca; Gastropoda; Lymnaeidae. The record is from the annotation of a GenBank genome assembly.
GUUUAGUUCUAGCGUCAACAAAAAUUCCUUCGGUCAGAAAUUUUUGAUCGUUUGCUUUUAAUAUUAAAUAUGCAAAAGAUGAUAAUACAUAUCAAUACCAGUGACAUACUACAAACAUAUUCUCAAUUACCUGAAUGAGGUUUUACCAGUGAUAUUCAGUCAGUUUGCUCCGGCAUUGAUGACAGUGCAGUUCAGUGUAAAUACUAAAUUUAGUAGCCUAAUUUAGCCUAAUUGAGAUUGAGAUAAGAUUUGAAUUUUAAAUGAUCAAUGAUAAAUAAUUGAUAUUAAUUAUUAUUAGUAAUUUUAUUAUUAAUAGCUUCAUUUAAUAAGUGACUGUCAGUGUCACUGAGCGAUUCCAACCUAAACAAAGCCUUACUUUGAUAUGAUGAGUUGUAUUUUUUUAUAGGCUAAUUAUCAAAAUCAAAGUAUAAUAAUUGGAAGAUAGGAUGUCAUGAUUUUCAACAUGGCCACCAUCUUGGUUGACAAGACCAGUUAAUUCUAUCAAUAAAUCUAAGUAAAUGUAUCCCUAAAACUACUCUGAACCCUAAAUGUAUCCCUAAACCUAACCUGAACCCUACAUGUAUCCCUAAGCCUAAAGUCCUAAGACCUAAGCCUAAACUGAACCAUAAUUCACGGCAACUUUAAUAAACACUCAAAAGAGGUUGUGGCAUCCUACUUUCCUUUUAGCCUAAAAAUUUAUUACUAAACUAACUUAAUUAUUAAUAGAUAUUUACUGUUUACUAUGCACUCAGGCCUUAAAAUGGUUAUAUAAGAUUUAAGAUAUGGUAAAUUUAUAAUUUAUGCAAUUGUCGUCCGCCACUAAAUUCCCCGUCAGUUAAAUGGGGAGGGGAAAGAAAAAGAAUUUUAUUUUUUAGCCACUUAUUAUACUGGUGGCUAAAAAUAUUUACAAUUUCAAAAAAUUAUAAUUGAUGGAUUGCAUUCAAGUUGUGUGAAAGAAAUAUAAGUAUAAGAACAAGGUGUGCCAAACUGGAAUUCAUAAACAGGACAAACGAUUUUUACGUUUCAGCUUAGAGGCUUCAUCAGAAAACAAGACAAAUAGAAGUUUAACAGGUAUCAGAUCACAGUAAAAAAAAACUUUUGUACAAUUUAAAUCUUAUUAAUUACUAAAUUUUCACUGAACUGCACUGUAAUCCUACUUCUGGCAACAAUAGGAAUUCAAGUUUGGCAUCCCUUGUUCUUAUAUUUCAAAAAAUUAUAAGAGUAGUACUAUAUUUAGUGCAAACGUUAAAUCAAAAUAUGAAACCAAAAUUAACUUUCUAUCUUAAGUAGUCUUUGAGCUAUGAAUUUUCAAAAUAUUAGUUCUCUUUUCCUACUUUUUUAUGGACCACAUCUCUACAAUAUGUGACCCAAUUCAGCUGUAUGCGUCAUACAGAACAACUUUCUUCAUUGAUAUACAACUUUAUUUUCAGGACUAAUGCUUUAUUAAAGUUUCUCAUUUAUAAAAAUUAAUUUUAACAUUUUAUGCAAUUAUAAAAAGAUUUUGUUUAAUGUCAAGUUUUCUCAAAUAUGGCCAACUCUUAUGAAUGAAGCACUGAGAAUAAUAUUACAAUAAAGUACAGCAAUAUACAAGUGCCUGAAUGAUGGUUGCCAUUGACAACGUUUGCACAUGACAAAUUAUGAUAAUUUAUAAUAUUGACUCAGCCAUGUUUUUAAACAUUAAAUUAACAUAUUAUUGUUUAAAUGUCUUCUAAGUUAAAACACAAGUUAUCAAAUAUUUUAAUGGAAGUAUGGUAAUAAUUUAAUAUUUUAUAAGUGUCUGCCACUACCACCCAUUAAAAAGGAAACUGGGUAAAAAUUGGGCUGAGAAUCCUUACAAUGAUGCGGGUUUUAUGUAUGAGCAUAACGAAAGCCGAACACGAACGCCGAACACGAACCACCUCCAAUUUUUAAAAAUAUACAUCAAUGUAUAAUACCAUGAGAUUUAAUAUGAAAGACAAUUGGUUUUUUUUUCUUCAAACAUUUUUUAUGAAAAGUUGCCUUAUAAGAGUGGUUCUCAACCUUCUUAUUUAUUUAUUUAUUUAGGCAUUUUUAUAUAGCGCUUAUCAUAAAGCUCUAAGCGCUUUACAAUUAUUAAAACAUGUAAACUAAUUAAAUACAAAUGAGACACUAGGAUAGUAACUACUAUUCUAUAGAAACAAUGAAAAUGGCUAUAAAAAGAGGACACUUUGACACUUCAGGAUUAAACCGAAACAAAAAAUUAGGUAGGGCAAGGAGGGUGCAUCACAGGUCAUAGGCGGACCUAAACAGAUGAGUUUUAAGGGACUUUUUGAAAAUGGACGAGGUUUCACUAUGACGUAUAUGGAAGGGGAGCUGGUUCCAGAACGUGGGCCCAUGGAAGCAGAAGGAGCGUUCACCGAUGGCCUUAGUUUUAGUUCUUGGGAUUGAGAGGGUUCUACUGUCAAUGGAAGAACGUAGUUGUCUUGUGGGGAUGUAAGGAAGCAACAAUUCAGAGAGAUAGACAGGAAAGUGAGGGUCAGUGAACGAGUUGAUUAUAUAGCGCUUAUCAUAAAGCUCUAAGCGCUUUACAAUUAUUAAAACAUGUAAACUAAUUAAAUACAAAUGAGACACUAGGAUAGUAACUACUAUUCUAUAGAAACAAUGAAAAUGGCUAUAAAAAGAGGACACUUUGACACUUCAGGAUUAAACCGAAACAAAAAAUUAGGUAGGGCAAGGAGGGUGCAUCACAGGUCAUAGGCGGACCUAAACAGAUGAGUUUUAAGGGACUUUUUGAAAAUGGACGAGGUUUCACUAUGACGUAUAUGGAAGGGGAGCUGGUUCCAGAACGUGGGCCCAUGGAAGCAGAAGGAGCGUUCACCGAUGGUCUUAGUUUUAGUUCUUGGGAUUGAGAGGGUUCUUAAUGCAGCGACCCUUUAAUACUGUUUCAUAUGUCGUGGCGACCCUCAACCACAAAAUUUUUUUUGAUGCUACUUCAUAACUGAUGAGUAUAUGUGUUUCAGAUGCUCUUAGGUGACCCUGGGAAAGGGUCAUGCAACAUGCGACCCCAAAGGGGUCUCGAUCCACAGGUUGAGAACCGCUGCAUUAUAUGUACCUAUGAUUUUCACAAAUUUGGGUCGAUUGAAAAAGCAAAACAAGUAUACAGAAAUGUAGGUGAAGAUGUCUUGCAAAAGAAAAAAGGGGGUAAACAGAAAUCAUUUUUUCAUUAAUGACUUGGCACUCAAAGAUAAGAAAUGAAAUUUAGGUUUUACUGCCCAUUUCCAAUACAAAUGGCAUAGUACUCUCCCUUGUUUUACCAAAGUAACUAAUUAUAGCCUUAGACUUGGGGGGGCCAUCCAUAAAAUUAUACACUUUUUAACACACAUUUUCAAAUAUAUGUAACACCUCCCAGUGGCGUAGCUAGGGUUGGUGUCACCCGGUGCGGUAAACUCAUGGUGUCAAACCCCCCCCCCUCAAUGGAAGAAAAAAAAAAAUUUGAAACUUCCAUGGAUUAAUUUAUUACUGUUAAAAUAAGUCCACAGUAUAAAAAUUAAAAAAACAAAAACACAUAUUUUGAAGGUCAUGAGGUCAAUGUAUAAGGUGUAACAACGUUAAGUUAUAGUUAAAAUUUUACUUUCCUUGUCUUCAAAGCUGCAAACCUGUCAAUCACUUAAUCAAAAUCAAUGUCCAUCACUGUAUCAAUUUGAAUUGAUAGCAGAGCCACAUAAGAAAGCCUAGACUGUCCCAUGGUAAAUCAUAAAUAUUUCUUAAUAAGCAUUAGUUUUGAAAAGCUCCGCUCACAUGAAGUCACAUCCACACAUAUUGUAAGCAAAAAUGAAAGGCUUAGCGAGAGUAUUGGAAGAAAUUAACAUUCAGCUAUGAAUUUCAAAACAUCAAAUACUGACCAGUCAAUGACUUAGUGAAAUAGAUGCUUUUAGAUGUCUUCAAAGCCUUGAUAUUUCUUUUAAAAGUUCAUCUUCUUAUAGCUUGUUAUAGAAAGGAGUUAAUUUUAGAACGGACUCCAAUAACUCUUCUUCAAUUGCUGAUAAUAGACUCUUAGGUUGAAUAGCCCCAAACAUAUCUUUGAUUGCUGAUGAUCUGAUCUAGAGUUCAGAAUGAAAGUGAUCAAUAUACUCCAGCAUCUCCCUAAUGUUUUCUUCUCGAAGAAAGAGUCCAGCAUCUAUUAAUUUUUUUCUCCUGCCAUUCUCUUCUUAAACCUUAAUUUUCUCUCUACCAAAAUUCCAUAUUGGUCUGAUUAUAAAAGUGCCUUUUCAAUAGCAUUUCCCACCAAGUGACGUCGCUUCUCGUUCAGAAACAAUCCUCAAGGCCUCUAGGUUUGCCACCACUUGGUCAAGUGUAAAGCCUUUAGUCUGCAGAUACUGCUGUGUAAGAUUAACUUUCUCAAGUAGAUCAGCCCAAAGGUUAAGAUAGCAGAUAAACGUGAAAUUAAAGACAACAUGUAAAAGACCUUGUGCUGUAACUCUUGUAUUCAAAUUUUCAAGAGGAUUACAAAGAGCUUCAAUCACUGCCAUACAUUCAUGGAUUCCAUACAUUGUGGAACAUUAUCGUAACCCUGAGCUCUGAACAUCAUUAUGUCUAGUCCAUCACGUUUUAGAUUUGUAAGAAUGUCAGAACUGAGGUCAUCAGCUUUUUACCUCUUAACCGGGAACAUGCAAGAAAAACUUCUCUCACUUCAACUUUCCCAUCGUGGAUUUUCACAUAUCUGAUCACUUCAGACAUCUGCCCACUGUGUGAUAUAUCAGGUGUACUUUCGAACAUAAUUCCAAAAUACCUCACAGCCUUUAUAUACAUGAUCAGAAUAUCCUUCACAUGAUUUGCAAAUACAUUUAUAAAUCAUUUUGGGUUUCUGGUGAAAGGUAAGAUGCGGAUGCUUUUUCUGUAGAUGUACUUCUCUUUAGUCUCAUUUGGUGCUCUUUUCGCACUGGGUCAUAUUUAAAUAGCAUCUCAACUAUUUCAAGAAAGUUUCAGUGUAGAUUCAUUUUCGUUGUGGCUACGAAAUGCCAGAUUUUGCUUUGCAAGAAACAAUGUGAUAUCCAGCAACCUUCACAUUUUCUUUUCCCUGUCCAUCACAGCAAUACUUUCGGCAUCAAUUGUUUUGUGUAUUCCAAGUCCUGCUGCUAAUGCUUUCCACUUUUCAAGGCAACGUAGGCGCUCUUCCGAUGCUUCGUGAGUGUGUAAUUUUGGGCUCAGUUUCCACCACUUAUCAAAGCCAGUAACAAAUUUGGAUGUUGUUUCUGUACCAUUAAGGCAAAAAAUCUGCUGCAAAAACAAUCCAAUUUCUGACUGAUGAGUGAAUAAACCAUCCACGACAGCAGUAUUUUCUCGCCAUUUUGCAUCAUCCCGUAUAUCCAUUGUUUUGUUAGUUGGCAAACACGUCCUUUUGAUUUUAUAGAUGGUACGCAUAGCCGCUAUUUGGACCCAGGUCCCUUUAGACUAAAUCCCAUUGGGAUGUCAUUUGUGGUCGUUUAUAUUAGUUAAACUGAAGACGUUUACAACCAUAAUAUAGUCCAUUCAAAUAUCUUUCAUUGAUACCACAGUUUGUCUUAGAAACCCAAAAAUAAAAUUUUAAAUAGUUUUUUAUCCCAACCUCUCACUUCUGAUACCCGGGUGCGAAAAGCCACUUCGAAAAAAAUAAUUACUGAUGUAAGUUCAAAAACAACGGUCAGAGCACUGUCCAAAAUGCAAUACAGAAAGUUAGCAGGUAAAACCCAGCAGUUGGAAUAUGACAAUCGUGCUCAAAUGUAAAGGGGCGAUACUAGUGACGAUCGGGGAAAAUAUUAAUUCUUGAGUAUUUCUGGGUUUCGAUAUAUAAUAUUAUAUAUGUCUUCAAAAAAACUAUUCUUUACUUAAAUUUAAAAUAAGUAAGAAUUAAUCAUUAAACGAUUGAAAAUUGUGUAAAAUAGUGUAAUUUUUAACCCAAUAAAUGGGUAAAAAUCAAUUUUUAAUGUUUUUAUUUUUUACCAACUCUUAUACUUAUAAUCGCCCGACCACACCAUAUUUGGUUUCAAUGGAAAGCCCUAUUGCUAAGAAUUUAGAUAAAUAUAGCCUGUCACUUACGGAAGUUACCGAACACUUCAAUCGGCGUGGAUUAAUGACUGUGUUUUUAUGACCUAAACUUAGAGUCAUCUCAUUUCUGACGCAUCAACCUUGAACUUUUAAUAAAGCACGCAUUUGGAUUGGUUACAUUUGUGAAAAAUGUAUGUGUGAUCGGUUAUCCUUUUAUGAAUCUUGGUUAGACCGAGCAGUGAAAAUAUGGAAUUUUUCAACCCGGUGCGGUCCGCACCCCCCGCACCCCCCUCGCUACGCCACUGACACCUCCCCAUCCCCAUCCUGGACUCGUGCUGUUAUUUAUGGUUGACCCUAAUACUUUUAACAAUUAAAUUUGUGUUUUCAAUCUCUUGUAAGACUUACUUGUACUAAUCAAUCUAACUCUGUAGCUUAUGUCUUGGCUAGGUUUAUGAAUACAAAUUUUAAAUUGAUUAGCUAACUUUAAUUUUAAACCUUCAUAACCAAUGUACCUUUUUGACAGUGUGCUGGUAUCCCAUAAUACAUACCUUGACUCCUAUGCUAUCAUAUUAUCACUCCAUCUACAUAAUUUUUCAUGACUGCUCAUGUCAACUUAACCCCUAUCUUUCUAGCCAUACCUGGAACUUGAUCAGUCACUACAACCUAUCCAUUUGUGAAAGAUAGAACCCACCUUUGAUCCACCUAUGACCUCCAAAUCUCAAAGUGUGAAAUUUCUCCACAAAAUUAUAUUUUUUGACUGAAUAAUCAUUUACGGACCUUAUCAAACAUGUUUUUCAAACAUUGAAAGACACAAUCAUGAUUGCUCAUUUUACUUACUGUAUUGUGGAUGAUUGUGCAGGACACAAUUGUGCCAAGGUCUUGGGUCCCCUUUGUUAAGGCCACAGAAACAAUUUGAGAGUCUAAAAUUCCUUCUACCUUGCUAGCCCCUAAAGGGUGGAUGAAUCAACUAACCACAAGGCAUUUAAAAAGCUCAAGUUUCUUUAUCUUCUUCUUCUAUAUCUUAAGGGCCCAUGAUCAAUUUAUUGAUCAUUUUGGCUCCUAUGCAUGUAGAUGGGAUUUGCAAUGUUUCUGUUCCUGGUGUUGAUGAGGAAAUUUCACUGAUUUCCAGUGCCACUUUGUGAGGGAAUCAUGCACGGGGGUUUGAAUGCUUGAGGCAAUAGACACAAAUGUGUCUAGUGUUGUCCCCUCAACCGUUCCUUUUGAAAGCUUGUUCCAGUCCCUGAUUGUCUUGGGCAGGAAUGAGCAGCUCCUAUACUGGUUUCUUGCUGGUAUGAGCCUGAAUUGCCUGUCAUGGCCUCGUAGCUGUCUAUGGGGGAGAGGGACAAGUUUCUGUUUAAUACUGGAACAGUGGACUAGCCCAUUAUUUAUCUUGUACAUCAUGGAGAGCCUGGAUUAUCGUCAUCGUUCCUCCAAUGGUGACCAGCUUAGUGUUUCCAGCAUACUGCCAACACUAGAGGUAUUCCUGUAGCGGUUUAGGACAAAGCGCGCUGCUCGUCGCUGGACCGCCUCCAACCUGUCAGCGCUCUUCUGGGUAAAUGGGUCCCAGACUGAAGAUGCAUAAUCUAAAACCGGACGGACAAAGGCUUUAUAUGCUCUUUCUUUCACAAAGGAGUUGCCAAUCUUUAGAUUUAGCCUUAAGAACCCCAGGGUCUUGUUUGCUUGGUUACAUACAUUGUUAAUAUGCUCGUCCCAGCGGACCUCUCUUUGAAUGGUAACACCCAGGUACUUUACUGAGGAAACUGUCUCAAGUAUAUGGCCAUGCAGUUCGUAUUGGUAGUGUAGAGGAGUACAACUUCUAGAGACUGAUACUGUCUGGCACUUGGCAGGGUGAAAUUCCAUGUCCCAGCUCAUCUCCCACUCAGCUAACCAAUGGAGUUCCUGUUGUAGCUGGUCCUGGUCUGAUCUGUUGGCGAUCGUCCUAUACACUGCUGUGUCAUCUGCGAACAGUCUUGCUUGUGAUGUCAGUUUCUUGGGUAGGUCAUUAAUGUAUGUUAGGAACAAACAGGGGCCCAGCACUGAUCCCUGGGGGACCCCUGACUUCACAUCGACAAAGGAGGAGCUUGUACCGUCCACCACUACCGCCUGGCAUCGGUGGCUGAGGAAGCUAGAGAUCCAUGUUUUAGUGGUGCCUUGGAUCCCAUAUCUCUGGAGUUUGUGGUGAAGCAAACUAUGAUUCACACAGUCAAAUGCCUUUGCAAAGUCCAUUACCAGCACUUCAGUUUGCUUGUGGUUCUCCAGAUUGGUCAUCAGGUCUUCUACAAAUUCAAGAAGCUGGGUCUCACAUGAUCUAUUGACUCGGAAGCCAUGUUAACAGUCAUUGAGUAUAUUUUGGCUUUCAAGAUGCUUCAUGACUGUGCUUACGAUUAUGUGCCCUAACAGUUUGCAGACCACGCUGGUGAGGGAUAUCGGAUGAUAGUUGGCAGGGUCGGAAUGCUCCCCUUUCUUGUAGAUUGGAGUGACAUGCGCUGUUCUCCAGUCUGCUGGAACAUUUCCUGUGCAUAGUGACGAUUGGAAGAGGAUUGUCAGUGCAGGAGCGAUUUCUUUGGUUAAUUCUUUGAACACUUGUGGUUUGAUGUUGUCAGGACCACAUGCUUUGUAAGGGUUAAUGGUAUUGAGGAGGGCAAACAAACCCUGCUCUGAUAUCUUGAUAUCUCUCAUAACAGGGUACUCUCUGUUCAUCAUUUUGGUCUUCAGAAGGAAUUCAGUCUCAGAGUACUCUCUACCGUCACCAAAGACAGACCGGAACUGCUGAUUGAGUAUCUCCGCCUGUGCUUUUGGGUCAGAUGUCAAUUGGCCAUCCCACCUCAGGGGGGAAACUCCAGCGUUAGAGGACUUUUGGUGCUUCACAAAGGUCCAGAAGCGCUUGUUCUUGACAUCUUUGGUCGGGGUGUCAUCCUCUGAGAAGAUGCUGUUCAUGUAGUUCCAAUAUGAUCUGCACAAUAAGCGUUGAAUGGUUCGGCGGAGCCUCAGUACCUCCUCUCUCUGUUCAAUCGAGCCAUUUUUCUUCAUACGUUUUUAUUGGCGGUUUCUCCUGUGGAUGAGCCUACGGAUUUCAGCCGUGACCCAUAGCUCUUCUGUUGUCACUGUACUCUGAAUCGCCUGCAUACAGGACAGUCCAAAAUGUGUACUUAAUCAUCACUGACAUUUAGAAUAAAUGUACGUGUGCCAAAAUCCUAUCACAAAAAUAUAGCAACAGAACUUAUAGUGACAAUAUAAUAACUGCCUAUCCAUAAAAUAUAACUUAAGGCCUAGCAAAAUAUUAAAGCAAUCAAUUUCAUCCUAAUGUCUAACAAAACUGUGCACCUUUUACACUUGUAUUUUCAAGCCAAUGGCUAGUUCUAUGUGAAUGAUUUAAACUCAUGAGUUAAAGAAAAAAUUACACUUAGAGCUCACAUAACAAUGUAAUGCAAGCCACUACACAACAAAACAAUAUCACAUGAUCUGACCAUUUCAAAAAAAUUACUAAGCCAAGAAAGUCAGCCAAUUUAACUUUAAGACUUAACUUCUUCUAAGACUUGCUUUCUCAACUAAUAACUAAUCAUGAGAUAUUGUUAUCAGCAAUAGCAUUUCAAUUUUAGUUCAAGUCCUUCUUGAAUGACCAUCUACAGCACUGGUUUUAGAAACCACAGCACAAAGUGAAUGGCAAGGAUUUAAAGGAUCUGCAGAAUUUUUUUAAAUAACUUACAUACAGCUAAAUUGCUGAAGAUAGCUCCACUCCCAGAAGUAGCAUGGAAAACUUUGUUUUGUACGAUGAACUUGCCAAAGGGGAUCACUCUGUCAUCUACAAAGGAAGACGUAAAGGGACAAUAAGUUUUGUGGCUAUCCAUUGUAUUGAUAAAUCUAAACGACCAGAAGUCACUAAUACAGUGAGUAAAUAUCAUCUGAACUUUUAUGUGGUUGUUCAAUAUUUACAUUUUUACCUUCAGAGACCCAGAUCUUUAAUUUAAAAAACUUAUUUGUUUCAAAUUUUUAAUAUCAAGUAAUUAAAACUCAACCUAACUAAAUAUGAGAAAAAUGACUGAGUUCACAAAAGUUUAUUGCCUCUUUUUAUUUUCAUAGUUGGGUCCAUCAUCUUUAGUCAUGUGUUUUUCUACAAGCAAAAUAUUUAAUUGAUGAUCAUACUCAAUAUUCUCCUCAUAGGUUCGCAUGACCCAUGACAUAGAACAUGAAAAUGUUGUUCGAUUUUAUGAAUGGUAUGAAACAAGCAAUCAUUUGUGGUUAGUUGUUGAGCUCUGCACUGGUGGAAGCCUGGAAACUUUAAUAUCUCAAGAUGGAAGUUUACCUGAAACAACUGUACGUUCUUUUGGGGUUCAGCUGGUGACCGGUCUUCACUAUAUUCAUUCCUUGAAUAUUCUUUUCCACGACAUUCGCCCGAGUAAGGUAAGUAUUGUAAUUUAAAGUUUAAAUUAUAUUUACUCAAGGCUGUUAUAGUAACUAAUUAUAAGAGUAUUACUAAAUCCCAUGUACACAUAUCUUCAUAUCUUCAUUCCCAGAUUUUGUUAGAUACUUCUGGAGUGUUGAAAUAUGCAGACUUCAGUGUUUCUAAGGUAGAAGGAGAAAACCUAGAAGAGUUGUUUUAUAAAUUUGCUGAAUCUGGGGAACAAUGGAACACCCAAACAGUUGAAGAGAUGAUGAAAUACAACAAAUGGACAGGUUAGUUCUAUGCUAGCACUACAACUACAACAAAUGUUGCAAAUAUAUUUCAUUCUGUGACAUGUCAAAGGUAGAAUUUCAUAGAUGCCUGUAUUUUUAAUUGCUUUAUCUGUUUUGUGCUCAUAUUAUAUAACAAGGAAAGAAAAAACACAAAAGGAAGUUUGCCAUAUACAUUUUUUAACAGAAAAACUAUUGUCUAAUAACUUGGGUUUAUCUUUCAAAUUAGCACAUUCUUUCCGGUUUUUUUAUUCAUUUCGUUAAUUAAAUUUGUCCUUCCAAUUAGGUUCUUUGACAUAUAUGGCCCCAGAGCUGAUACAAGGUGCUGAACCUAAUGUGCUAAGUGAUCUAUGGUCUCUUGGAUGUGUGCUGUAUCAGAUGUUUGCAGGUCUGUGGCUCCAAUAUGGUUGUAAAGAAUAUCAUCUGUAAAUGAACUUAAUUUAGGUUGUUUGUAUAGUGAAACUAUUAUGACCUUUUACAUUAAUGUGAUAUGUCAAAGAACACUGCAGAGAAUUAGCUUUUAUAGAUACACAUAAUUAUAUUUUCAUAACAUUCCUAUUGUUAACAUACUUAAAUAUAAGAGGUUAAGAAAUUAUUAUGUCAUCAGGAACUCAUUAGGGGAUCAUCAGAUUUAAAUCAGGAACUCAUUAGGGGAUCAUCAGAUUUAAAUCAGGAACUCAUUAGGGAAUCAUCAGAUUUAAAUCAGGAACUCAUUAGGAAAUCAUCAGAUUUAAAUCAGGAAUUCAUUAGGGACUCAUCAGAUUUAAAUCAAGAACUCAUUAGGAAAUCAUCAGAUUUAAAUCAGGAACUCAUUAGGGAAUCAUCAGAUUUAAAUCAGGAUCUCAUUAGGGAAUCAUCAGAUUUAAAUCAGGAACUCAUUAGGAAAUCAUCAGAUUUAAAUCAGGAACUCAUUAGGGAAUCAUCAGAUUUAAAUCAGGAACUCAUUAGGGGAUCAUCAGAUUUAAAUCAGGAACUCAUUAGGGAAUCAUCAGAUUUAAAUCAGGAACUCAUUAGGGAAUCAUCAGAUUUAAAUCAGGAACUCAUUAGGGAAUCAUCAGAUUUAAAUCAGGAACUCAUUAGGGAAUCAUCAGAUUUAAAUCAGGAACUCAUUAGGGAAUCAUCAGAUUUAAAUCAGGAACUCAUUAGGGAAUCAUCAGAUUUAAAUCAGGAACUCAUUAGGGAAUCAUCAGAUUUAAAUCAGGAACUCAUUAGGGAAUCAUCAGAUUUAAAUCAGGAACUCAUUAGGGAAUCAUCAGAUUUAAAUCAGGAACUCAUUAGGGAAUCAUCAGAUUUAAAUCAGGAACUCAUUAGGGAAUCAUCAGAUUUAAAUCAGGAACUCAUUAGGGAAUCAUCAGAUUUAAAUCAGGAACUCAUUAGGGAAUCAUCAGAUUUAAAUCAGGAACUCAUUAGGGAAUCAUCAGAUUUAAAUCAGGAACUCAUUAGGGAAUCAUCAGAUUUAAAUCAGGAACUCAUUAGGGAAUCAUCAGAUUUAAAUCAGGAACUCAUUAGGGAAUCAUCAGAUUUAAAUCAGGAACUCAUUAGGGAAUCAUCAGAUUUAAAUCAGGAACUCAUUAGGGAAUCAUCAGAUUUAAAUCAGGAACUCAUUAGGGAAUCAUCAGAUUUAAAUCAGGAACUCAUUAAGGAAUCAUCAGAUUUAAAUCAGGAACUCAUUAAGGGAUCAUCAGAUUUAAUUAAAUCAGGAACUCAUUAAGGAAUCAUCAGAUUUAAAUCAGGAACUCAUUAAGGGAUCAUCAGAUUUAAUUAAAUCAGGAACUCAUUAAGGAAUCAUCAGAUUUAAAUCAGGAACUCAUUAGGAAAUCAUCAGAUUUAAAUCAGGAACUCAUUAAGGAAUCAUCAGAUUUAAAUCAGGAACUCAUUAGGGAAUCAUCAGAUUUAAUUAAAUCAGGAACUCAUUAGGGAAUCAUCAGAUUUAAUUAAAUCAGGAACUCAUUAGGGAAUCAUGAGAUUUAAAUCAGGAACUCAUUAGGGAAUCAUGAGAUUUAAAUCAGGAACUCAUUAGGGAAUCAUCAGAUUUAAUUAAAUCAGGAACUCAUUAGGGAAUCAUUAAAUUUAAAUCAGGAACUCAUUAGGGAAUCAUUAAAUUUAAAUCAGGAACUCAUUAGGGAAUCAUCAUAUUUAAAUUCGGAACUCAUUAGGGAAUCAUCAGAUUUAAAUCAGGAACUCAUUAGGGAAUCAUCAGAUUUAAUUAAAUCAGGAACUCAUUAGGGAAUCAUCAGAUUUAAAUCAGGAACUCAUUAGGGAAUCAUGAGAUUUAAAUCAGGAACUCAUUAGGAAAUCAUCAGAUUUAAAUCAGGAACUCAUUAGGGAAUCAUGAGAUUAAAAUCAGGAACUCAUUAGGAAAUCAUCAGAUUUAAAUCAGGAACUCAUUAAGGAAUCAUCAGAUUUAAAUCAGGAACUCAUUAAGGAAUCAUCAGAUUUAAAUCAGGAACUCAUUAGGGAAUCAUCAGAUUUAAUUAAAUCAGGAACUCAUUAGGGAAUCAUCAGAUUUAAUUAAAUCAGGAACUCAUUAGGGAAUCAUGAGAUUUAAUUAAAUCAGGAACUCAUUAAGGAAUCAUCAGAUUUAAAUCAGGAACUCAUUAAGGGAUCAUCAGAUUUAAUUAAAUCAGGAACUCAUUAAGGAAUCAUCAGAUUUAAAUCAGGAACUCAUUAGGAAAUCAUCAGAUUUAAAUCAGGAACUCAUUAAGGAAUCAUCAGAUUUAAAUCAGGAACUCAUUAAAGAAUCAUCAGAUUUAAAUCAGGAACUCAUUAGGGAAUCAUCAGAUUUAAUUAAAUCAGGAACUCAUUAGGGAAUCAUCAGAUUUAAAUCAGGAAAUCAUUAGGGAAUCAUCAGAUUUAAAUCAGGAAAUCAUUAGGGAAUCAUCAGAUUUAAUUAAAUCAGGAACUCAUUAGGGAAUCAUCAAAUUUAAAUCAGGAACUCAUUAGGGAAUCAUCAGAUUUAAAUUCGGAACUCAUUAGGGAAUCAUCAGAUUUAAAUCAGGAACUCAUUAGGAAAUCAUCAGAUUUAAAUCAGGAACUCAUUAGGGGAUCAUCAGAUUUAAAUAAGGAACUCAUUAGGAAAUCAUCAGAUUUAAAUCAGGAACUCAUUAGGGAAUCAUCAGAUUUAUAUCAGGAACUCAUUAAGGAAUCAUCAGAUUUAAAUCAGGAACUCAUUAGGAAAUCAUCAGAUUUAAAUCAGGAACUCAUUAGGGAAUCGUGAGAUUUAAAUCAGGAACUCAUUAGGAAAUCAUCAGAUUUAAAUCAGGAACUCAUUAGGGAAUCAUGAGAUUUAAAUCAGGAACUCAUUAGGAAAUCAUCAGAUUUAAAUCAGGAACUCAUUAAGGGAUCAUCAGAUUUAAUUAAAUCAGGAACUCAUUAAGGAAUCAUCAGAUUUAAAUCAGGAACUCAUUAAGGGAUCAUCAGAUUUAAUUAAAUCAGGAACUCAUUAGCAUUGCAUGGUGUGCAUUUGGAAUUUCAUUAACCAAUUAUUAUUAUAAGUACAUUUUCAUAAUAUUUCAUUAGUUCAUUAAAAACUGCUGAAAAGGAUGUGAAAAUUAAAUUUUUAUGGGGCACUUAUUUCAGGAUAUCCGCCAUUUUUUGCUGAAAAGGAAGACCAUUUAAAGGAAAAAAUUCUUACAAAAGAUUUUCCAAUUCCAAAAGUGAAAGGUCAGUGUUUAACCUUGAAUGCUGUCUGAAAAAGUUAUAUUUAAACAAAAUCUGAAUAAUAUUUAUUAUCCCAUAUUCUGUUGUUUUCAUAUUUUGACCACACAAGUCAAAUAAAAUGUUCAAAACAGUUUUGGGUUUCAAAAACUGUUUCAAUAUUUAAUUAUUUGAACCAACAAAUCGUAAUGUUUUCAAAUUUAAAUAGUAGAAUCAUGUAUAAAGUAUUCAAGAAUGUUAAUUUAAAAUUUCUGCUUUAAUUUUAUGAUCAUUUUGUUCAGUGAGAACUUUUGUUCAAGACAAUUAACCCCAGACUUAUGCAGUGCUGAAUUACUUCCUAUGAUUUUUUUCAAGACAAUUAACCCCAGACUUAUGCAGUGCUCAAUUACUUCCUAUGAAUUUAAUAUGAUCAUUUGAUGGAACUUUGCUAUCCAGGUCCGAGAAUAUCUGCUAAGCCUUCACCUGAAUUCCUGAAUAUUUUACAAAGCCUACUAAAGAAAGAUCCUGCAGAAAGGUAAUUUUGCAAAAUUAAAAUCUUACCUUACAAUAAUGGUUUUAUGGGAUUGUUCGUGCCAUAGUUCAUUUUCUUUGAUGAACUAAUAUUAAGACAUAGCAUCAACUAGACAGCUGGUUUUAAUCUCAUACCUAUUUGGCCUAUGUCUUCCAUCUGUAGUUAUUCAGUUGUUUUUACACUGAUGAUUUUCCUCUUACCCAAAAAUAUUUGCCUCACUGGGCUGAUGAAAUAGUAGGCUCACUGGGUUUGUGUUGAUGCGGAUAUUAAUCAUAUUUCAUUGGUUGCAAGGGCCACUUUGUAAAGGUAUCAUGCACUGGGGGUUGGAAGGCCUGAGGCAAUAGACACAAAAGUGUUAAGUGCUGUCGCCUCAACUGUUCCUUUUCAAAGCUUGUUCCAGUCCCUGAUUGUCUAUGGCAGGAAUGAGCAGCUCCUUUACUGGCUUCUUGCUGGUAUGAGCCGGAAUUGCCUGUCAUGGCCUCAUGGCUGUCUUUGGGGGAGAGGGACGAGUUUCUGUUAAACGCUGGAGGAGUGGACCAGCCCAUUAUUUAUCUUGUACAUUUGUGCUACCAUUGUAUUAAUAUCAGUUCAUGCUCUAUAGUUAAUGAGAAUUUUUUUGUAGAUCAUUAUUCACUGAAAUCACUUCUUCAUUAAUUAUUAAAAUACGAUUGUAGGUUUUGAACAUUUUUAAGGUAAUGUAAUUUUUUUAAUUGGAAUUUCAGUAAAUUGUUUGUAAUUGAAAUUUCAGUAAUUUGCUUGUAAUUGAAAUGUUAUAUUUCUGUUUUUGAAUAAUUUUUCAGAAUGAGUUGGCCUGAACUUGUUAAUCACAAUUUCUGGCAGGGUCAGCUGGCCCACUUGGUAAAAGAGUUCACCAUUGCGCAAUCAGAGGUCCAGUCAAGUACAAAGACAAAUCUUGGGGUCUCUUCUGUGUUUGAGAAUGGAGUCAGCUCUGUGUUGGGGCGUGUGAAGGGCUUGGACACUAGGAGAAGCAUGGACAGACCAGCUAUAAACCUGGACACUGUAGAUGGCAGUAGACCAAGUUAGUGAUAUGGUUUAAGAUGUCAGAAGAACCAAGUUAGUUAUGUGGUUUUAAAUGGCAGUAGACCAAGUUAGUGAUAUAAUUUUUAGAUGUCAGAAGAACCAUGUUAGUGAUAUAGUUUUAGAUGUCAGUAGACCAAGUUAGUGAUAAAGUUUUAGAUGUCAGUAGACCAAGUUAGUGAUAUAGUUUUAGAUGUCAGUAGACCAAGUUAGUGAUAUAGUUUUAGAUGUCAGUAGACCAAGUUAGUGAUAUAUUUUUAGAUGUCAGAAGACCAAGUUAGUGAUAUAGUUUUAGAUGUCAGUAGACCAAGUUAGUGAUAUAGUUUUAGAUGUCAGAAGAACCAAGUUAGUGAUAGUUUCUUUGAUGCAGAAACAGGUUGGGACAUGAUUACAGUUGCCGUAUGGAUAUGAGGUGAAGGUGUGUGGCAACCUUUCACCGGUGAUUUUAAAUAUGCAGUCUUGAGGGUACUGCUCCAAGGCAACCUCUCUCUCCCAUCUACGGUGUGAAUUAGUCGCACCGUAGAAUAACCAUACAAACCCUAGUAGAGGGCGUCGGUCUUAAACAACUACGCGGUCCCCCCGGGGUGGUAAGGGGGGACUUUAGAGACGUUAAAUAUCCACCCCAACCCCUUAGAAAGUCCGGCCCUGUUGCUGCGUGAGCAGCAAUCCGGCUGGCCAGGUGUUUCUUCUCUGGGGCUGCCACACUCCCAUCUACGGUGUGAAUUAGUCGCACCGUAGAAUAACCAUACAAACCCUAGUAGAGGGCGUCGGUCUUAAACAACUACGCGGUCCCCCCGGGGUGGUAAGGGGGGACUUUAGAGACGUUAAAUAUCCACCCCAACCCCUUAGAAAGUCCGGCCCUGUUGCUGCGUGAGCAGCAAUCCGGCUGGCCAGGUGUUUCUUCUCUGGGGCUGCCACACUCGGCGGCCAAUCGAGUGGAGGUCGAGUGUGGCGGUCUUAGGGGCGGAGCGUCCCUGGCGUGCCGCUUCGCGGCCCGAUCGGAAUAAAGACCACUGGGGGAGUGGUUGACGGCCGGUUUGGUUGGCGGGGUGGUGCGUUGGGGAGGACCAUAUGAGCCUCAAGGCUCGGUGUUCGCUGAUUUUCUUAAGUUAGUUAGUUAGUGAUAUAGUUUUAGAUGUCAGUAGACCAAGUUAGUGAUAUAGUUUUAGAUGUCAGUAGACCAAGUUAGUGAUAUGAUUUUAACUUUUAUGUUUAAGAAGAUAGGAAAAUAUGGACUAUUUAAAAGAAAUUAAAACAUUUUCAUAUAAAUGGUGAUAUAAAAUUGUCUGUUUAAGGCACUGUUGUUGGAAUGAGUGAUUACCUUCGGCCUAAAACUGCUCCUGGGAUGGAGAGUGGAGGAAGUCUUUUUACACUAAGGUAUAAAAAAUAUCAAAAUUAAAAAGACCUAUGCAAUUUAAGUUGUGCAAUGAUUUUUUUUAUUGUUGUCUUGUUUAUGUUUAAAUCAAAAAUUUCAUUCCUAUCAUCUCCCUUUUACUAAUGUUUCUAUAGUGCCCGCCCACAUACAGCAGUCCCUUCAGAUGAUAGAGUAAUCUCCCCCCACAAGCCACCACAAUCACCACUGAAAACAAGGGAAACAAUUGGCUACACCACAGAUGGGGAGGCAAGUUUGCAGGAUGUUGGAAGUGAAACUAAAAGGCUUAUCUUUCAUGACAGUGACUUUAUUGUCACACAGAUUGUUGAUAAUCCCAAGGUAACUUUGGAUUACAUAUUUAUUUUAUUAUCCCGCAGAUUAUUGAUAAUCCUGAGGUACCUUUGAUUCACAUUCUUGUAUUUACUGUUUGCAAAAGUCUGACACCAUUUCAAAAGGAAUUUCCCUAUGAUGCUUUAUAUCUAUCUAAACCAGGGUUUCUUAGCUUGUAUUUGCCCAGUGGCCCAAAUUAACAUUUUAUUUACCUCAUGCCUGCUUCCAUGUCAUUAUUUUAUAAAAAAACAUCUUUUUAUACUCGCAGUUUGUUUUUUUAAAGCUAUUGUGCACUCCAAAUAAUAUGAUGUGGUCUUCUAACGGGCCAUACAGUCAAAUGUUGAGAAACGCUGAUCUAAAGCAGCUUCUGUCUGGAAUAAUUACAUUUGCAUCGUGAUUUAACACAAAACAUAUUUAUUACAUUAUUUGAAAUAAAUUAUUUUCACUUACAGAUACAAAAAGUCACACAGUGUAAAUAUGAUGUUAAAGUGCUGCCAGUGCCUCCAUUCAAUUGUAAGUUCACUUGCACUCUAAAUAGAGAUAACAUUCAAAAGCUUUUUUAAUGUGAAAUGAUCAUGAGCAAAAAUUCUGAUCUUUUUUGGUGUCGUGAAAACUUGAAAUCAUUCUAGAAUUUAACAUCUCCUCUACAAAUGGGUAACUCUACCUCGGCACAGGGGCAUAAUUUUAAGGGCUGAAACAUUUUAUUUGUGACUUUUGACUGUUUGGAACUCUACUGAAAACAAAAAAAAUUCAGCUUAACUUAGUUUUUCUUUUUGCUAAGGCUUAAACAUGUAUCUGUGCUUGUUUCAUAUUACCAAUGUCUGAUUUUUUUACAAGCAUUUAAGACAAAAUAAUUUUAUUGAAAUAAAAAAAGUCCAGUUGAGUUUUUAAAUACUGAGAGAUAAAAAAUACUGAGAGGUAUAAAACACUGAGUGAUAUAAAAUACUGAGAGAUAUAAAAUACUGAGAGGUAUAAAACACUAAGUGAUAUCAAAUAAUGAGAUGUAUAAAAUACUAAGAGGUAUAAAAUACUGAGAGGUAUAAAAUACUGAGAUGUAUAAAAUACUAAGAGGUAUAAAAUACUGAGAGGUAUAAAACACUAGUGAUAUAAAAUACUGAGAGGUAUAAAACACUAAGUGAUAUCAAAUAAUGAGAUGUAUUAUUACUCUCAUAUUGCCCACAUUUAAUGUCUUCUGGGGCUCACCUUGUAUCAAUAAACUAUCUUAUGUAGCCAGCUGAGGACUAAAGAUGACAAAAUUAUAAAUUUUCUCAUGUGGCCAGCUGUAGACUAAAGAUGACCCAAUUUUACACUUUCUGCUAAAGCCAGGAAUGGUUUAAAUUAUGAGCUGAGAUCAAAGCAAACUACUUGAAACAGCCUCUGUGUUGUAAUGAUAGUCCUUAUGUCCUCUAAUAUCAUCAAGUCUUCUUCCUUAUGUCCUCUAAUAUGAUCAAGUCUUCUUCCUUAUGUCCUGUAAUAUGAUCAAGUCUUCUUCCUUAUGUCCUCUAAUAUGAUCAAGUCUUCUUCCUUAUGUCCUGUAAUAUGAUCAAGUCUUCUUCCUUAUGUCCUCUAAUAUGAUCAAGUCUUCUUUCUUAUGUCCUCUAAUAUGAUCAAGUCUUCUUUCUUAUGUCCUCUAAUAUGAUCAAGUCUUCUUCCUUAUGUCCUCUAAUAUGAUCAAGUCUUCUUCCUUAUGUCCUGUAAUAUGAUCAAGUCUUCUUCCUUAUGUCCUCUAAUAUGAUCAAGUCUUCUUUCUUAUGUCCUCUAAUAUGAUCAAGUCUUCUUCCUUAUGUCCUGUAAUAUGAUCAAGUCUUCUUCCUUAUGUCCUCUAAUAUGAUCAAGUCUUCUUUCUUAUGUCCUCUAAUAUGAUCAAAUCUUCUUUCUUAUGUCCUCUAAUAUGAUCAAGUCUUCUUUCUUAUGUCCUGUAAUAUGAUCAAGUCUUCUUUCUUAUGUCCUCUAAUAUGAUCAAGUCUUCUUUCUUAUGUCCUCUAAUAUGAUCAAGUCUUCUUUCUUAUGUCCUGUAAUAUGAUCAAGUCUUCUUUCUUGUGUCCUCUAAUAUGAUCAAGUCUUCUUUCUUAUGUCCUCUAAUAUGAUCAAGUCUUCUUUCUUAUGUCCUCUAAUAUGAUCAAGUCUUCUUCCUUAUGUCCUCUAAUAUGAUCAAGUCUUCUUUCUUAUGUCCUCUAAUAUGAUCAAGUCUUCUUUCUUAUGUCCUCUAAUAUGAUCAAGUCUUCUUUCUUAUGUCCUCUAAUAUGAUGAAGUUAACUUCCUUAUGUCCUCUAAUAUGAUCAAGUCUUCUUUCUUAUGUCCUCUAAUAUGAUCAAGUCUUCUUUCUUAUGUCCUCUAAUAUGAUCAAGUCUUCUUUCUUAUGUCCUCUAAUAUGAUCGUCUUCUUUCUUAUGUCCUCUAAUAUGAUCAAGUCUUCUUUCUUAUGUCCUCUAAUAUGAUGAAGUUAACUUCCUUAUGUCCUCUAACAUGAUCAAGUCUUCUUUCUUAUGUCCUCUAAUAUGAUCAAGUCUUCUUUCUUAUGUCCUCUAAUAUGAUCAAGUCUUCUUUCUUAUGUCCUCUAAUAUGAUCAAGUCUUCUUUCUUAUGUCCUCUAAUAUGAUCAAGUCUUCUUUCUUAUGUCCUCUAAUAUGAUCAAGUCUUCUUUCUUAUGUCCUCUAAUAUGAUCAAGUCUUCUUCCUUGUGUCCUCUAAUAUGAUCAAGUCUUCUUUCUUAUGUCCUCUAAUAUGAUCAAGUCUUCUUUCUUAUGUCCUCUAAUAUGAUCAAGUCUUCUUUCUUAUGUCCUCUAAUAUGAUGAAGUUAACUUCCUUAUGUCCUCUAAUAUGAUCAAGUCUUCUUUCUUAUGUCCUCUAAUAUGAUCAAGUCUUCUUUCUUAUGUCCUCUAAUAUGAUCAAGUCUUCUUUCUUGGCAGCUGAGAAACUCUGUAGCCUGUCUGAUAAGGAAAUACAAAAACAUGCCAAGGCCAUCUUUGAUAACAUCACACUGGUUGAGAAAGGCCCACCAUCUCAUAAAAAGAUUCAACUUCUCCAUUACAUUGCUUGUGUGGCAUCAUGCCGACGGCUGUCUGCCGCUCUCGUAUGUCCUUUGUGUUUAUUAUUUACCAAUAAUGCUAAGAAUCCGGUGUCCGUAGGUUCCUCUGAUAAAACAUUUUUUUUUAUGAAUUUCUUUAAAUUUUAAUUUUAUCUUUAUUUUUUCUAACAGUUGUUUUUCUUUUCAAUUUAUUAUGAGUUGGUAUCUUCAAUUUUUUAAAAAUGUUAUCUGUUUAGAUUAGGAGGAUAAAAAAAUGGUCUAGUCAUUUGCUCUUAAAAUGUCAUUAAACCACAAAAAAUACAUUUAAAUAUUUGUGUCAUGGGGAAACACUGCCUGGUUCUAUUGCCUGUUUGUUAUUAUAACACCAGUAUGUUAUUAAAACAACUUUAUGUUAUUAUAUUACUAGAAUGUUAUUUUUUCUUAAGAUAAAAAAUACUAAUAAAACAAUUUUUUUAAAGCCAUUUAUUUGUAGAAUAAUAAUUGUUUUGACAGACACACUUGGGCUUGCUGGGGGCAAUGACCAAGCAGAUCAAAGAUUCAUCGCAUGUUGACAUGUAAGUAGAACAAAGAAAUAUGGCCAAGCUACUACGUGGAAGAACCCCAUUAAAAUGGUUAACCCCAGCCAGAGGAACCCAUUUAAAAUGAUUUAACACCUGCAUUCAUUUACUAUAAAAAAAUCUUGUUCUUUUCAUGAGGAAAAUUAUGAAAAUGAAAUCAAGUUACCAAUGUUCUAAUUUAAAUGUAGUGUCUUUAAAAGUAUUUAACUUUGAACUCAUGCUUUGUAUCCUUGUUAAUCUGUUUUAGGAGAUUAAAGUUUGCAAGAGCUCUGGCUUUGGUAGCACAUUUCACUGAUUCCGUGGAUACUUCCAUAAACAUUACUGAAGUAAGGUGGAGAAAGAAACACUUAAAUAUCCAGUUUAUAAAAACUUUUUCCAGCUUAAUUUGAAAGAUGUUUAAAUUUUUUGGUUUGGGGUUAUCAUGUUCAACUCGGGUUUGGGGUAUCAUAUUCAACUGCUAUAUUUCUGGUUUGAUGAGUUUCCAGAGGUGAAAUUUAACUCCAAUUAGUCUAAAAAUGCCUUUUAAUCUAUCUCAAUAAGGUGGACGUUGAUUUCUCUGUGAUGUUGAAAUAAAUUUUGGAACAUGCACAAAAGAAUAUUAACCCAUCCAACUCUGUUGUUACUAUGUUCCUAACGUUAAGAUCUUCCAAAUGUUAAGAUUUUUCCUUCUUAAACAUUAACAACUCCCGCACUAGGUGCGUUGAUUGAACAGGGAGUGGUCUCCACAUUGUCUAGGAAGAACAAUACUAUUCAAAGAUAUAAAUCAAACAACUCCAGGUUGGAAAUAUUAAUGUUCUUUCUAUAUGUGGCUACCCUGGAUAACGACAGGUUCAAAAACGUCCUCAUUUUAAAUGUUACUACCAUGACGUCACAAUCUCGACCUCCCAAAAUGCUCUCAGGGUCAACAAAUUUUUAUAUCAACCUAAGUCUAGUUCACAACACCUGUAACUGCCUGAUCCAGCUGGUACAGAUUCAACCACUCAACUCGCUGUUUACAUGUUGCUAUAUUGAAAUGAGUAAUCUAUUUAAAUAAAAAACCUCACGCGAAAUAAGGCCAAGGGAUAUUACUUCCAUAUUUUGUUAUUUUUAGCAAUCUGGCUCGGAGAAUUCAUUAUUUUAAAAGCAGAUUUAUUUUUAAUUUUGUUAAGAUCAUGAGUAGUUGAUAAAUUUGUUGUUAAAAAAACAAUUUAUUUCAUAGAAAUAUAUUAAAAAUAUAUUUAAAUUAUUUUCUCAACCUAUCCACAAUAAAAGUGGGGGGGUGUUUGUGUGUGUGUGUGUGUUUAUAACCCCCCCCCCCCUUUGAUUGAGGUUUCAAGGGAUAAUUUUUAUGUGGGCCCAGAAUUGAAUGGGUUAAUCCAUAAUUUCCAUUAAAUAACGGCAUGGUUAACAGAAAAGUCAUGUGAAGAAAAUAAUGAAUCAAUUUCAUCUUUCAAUUCCAAAAGGUGGUACUUAAGCUUCAUUUUUAAGAGGUUUUAUUUUUUGCUCCUUCUUCAUUAGAGUUUUUUGUAUAUUUUCAUACAUUAACUUUAAAUAAUUCACAAGCUUUACCAGACAGCAGAAUCUAGAUUCAAUAAUUAAUUGAAGCAUUAAACAUCAUAUUAAGCCACAGAUGUUGAUUAUUAUUUCUUUAACGUUUAAAUGAAUAGAACACACAAAUAUUAUAUUAAUAAAUGGUUUUAAUUUCUCUUUCAGGCCAUGACCACACUGAGUGACAUGUUGAGAGAAAACAUGAAAAAUGGCAGACUAAAGCAAGGCUUGUUGCCUGCCCUUGGGGAAAUGAUUGCAAUGGUCGCAGCACAGGUCAUUUGCUGUACUGAAAUAAAUUACGAGACAAAACUAUCCUUGAACAGUUUAAACAAUGACAUCUCCUUAUUAUGACAUCUGAUAUUAACAAUUACAAAUAGUUGACAAUAAUAAGCUCUAUACAGACAGCUGCAAUAUAUAUUUGAAGAAAACUACCACUUGAAAAUCCUCAAUUCCUUCUUUAAAGACAAAAUCCUAUUUAUUUAUGAGAAACAUAAGUGCUUCAAUAAAGUAUUAUUUUAACAUAGCUGAUUGUUACAUAGAACCCACUGUAGACUUAUAAAUAAGAGAAAAGUGUAAUUUAUGCUUCAUAAAAAUAAUAGAGUUUGCUUUUGUCUCCUUAAAUUGAGUAAAACUUAACAUGGCAUAAAUAGAAUAAGUAUGCUGUUUAAAGUUUUAACUGCUAGAGAAAUUGUCAUGAUAUAUAAUAUAGGUAGGUAUUUUGUAUGAGAAUAAGUACAAAUGUGUAUCAACCAGAACUUUUUUUCAGGAGCAGAAAACCCAAGAAGCUGUUGAAAUCUGGACAGUACCUUCCAUCGCUUACACAACCAUCAUAAGAGGAAUAAGAGAAGGGGUGAGUACUGGAAGGUUAGAGUUAGGCUAUUAUGCAAUUUAGAGUUGCACACUCUGUGAUGCAGACUUUUUGGUACAUGGAAGGAUUUUUUUUAUGAUUUUUUAAUUUUUCUGCUAGAUAGAAAUUUAAAAAUCAAAAAAUUAUAAGCUUUAUGUGAUAAUGAUAUUUGCAUAUUUUUUUUAAUGACCUAGAAUAUUUUUUAUUGAAUUCUUGAUUCUGGCAUUUUGUUAUGAGGCUACUUUUGACAUCUAUGAAUAAUUUGAAUCAUUAACUGCUUUGGUGCAGGUUUAAAAGUUUAAAUAAACAUCUAUAAUUAUUAAUAUAUAUUUUAAAACUGUUUAAUAGUUGAAUUGUUUUUAACAGGGCUGUUCAGAUGUAAGUCUUUAUUACAUGAUUUAUUGUUAAAGUUGUGAUACAAAUUCAAUUUGGAUUCAUUGGUUUCAUUUAAUUUGAAAGUUUGUUUCUACUGUGGGAUUUUUUGUUAAAUGGUAAGCCAAUGUAUGAAAGGAUAGGAAAAUAUUAAAACAUACAUCCGAGCAAAAGUUUCAUUGCAAUUUGCCAUUGGUUUGGUUGUUGCUUUUUCUAAAGAUAAUUACUGAUCAAAUGUAAAUGCCUUAGUUAAUUCAAUUACUGGCAAAUAAAUCUGUCCAUUGAUCAUUUAUGUAUUACCGUAUAUUACCAUGCAUACUAGGAUCCACAUGUAAUGUGAACCCCCAACUUUAAAAAAAAAAAAAAUAAUGCAAUGUGUUAAUCUUGUUCUAUAAUAAUACAAACUAACAAAAAAAUAUUUAUUUUUAGAAAAUGUUACUAUUUCCAAAACCCUUUUAAUUAUUAUAAUGUUUAAAAUGAACUGUGGUCAUACUGACACAACUAUCAUAAUAUCCCUUUUGUACUCCCAUGUAUAAGUAUAAUGUAUACCCCUAUUUUAGGUAGCAUUUUUUAACCUAAAUUUCUGGCAUUAUAUAAAUGAUAUUAUACAUCUUUUACCUUGGCUAAUUAAAAUAAAUAAUGAGAACAGAUAAGUACUAUGAGGUUUGACCUGUAUAUCAAGUAAUCAAGUUUACUUCAGGCAGAAGGCUUAUUUUUGUUAGUUAAUUAUUUUUUAGAUGCAUUAGUAGACUUAAAUACUAGUUUUAUUUUAUAGGACUAGUGUACUGAUUUUUUCUCCAGGAUGAUCAAGUUUUGAAUCACAUAGCCACUAAAAUUAUUGAGACUGUGACAGCCACCAUAUCAAGCCAUGCUCAGGUAAAAACUGAUCUCAAUGACUUGUUGAUUGUAUUUCUGAUUGUCUUGUUGACUGAUUAAUUUUUGGACUUGUCGAUUGAUUUGCCAUUUGAUUUUUUUAAGCUCAUUUUUUCUGAAUUUUCAAACUAGAGUGAAUCUGUGCUUAAUUCUAGCCUUCACUUCCCAGUUUAUUCAUAUGCCAUUAUUACUAUCACCUGGCUCAACAAGCAAGUAUAUGAGCUCUCCACUUUUAAUCUCUUCCCUAGCCAAAAAUGUAGCCUUUUAAACUAGUAUAUUUGCCACAUUUCAAUUACAAAAAUUAAAAUCUAGUAUGUUUGCCACAUCCCAGUAAUGAAUAUAGUCUCAAAUGUUUCUGUAUCUGAAAUCUCUUAUGCUUGAUUAGCAUGUAUUGUAAUUCUAGCAUUAACUAAUCUCAGUGUAGUUAAAUAUUUCAAACAUUUCUAUACAAAAAAUAUGUACUAUCAGGUUUUAAAAAUAUAUUUUACAUAUUUCAUAGCUUUGUCAUGUUUACAUAAAAUUAAUCUAAUAAUAGCUAUACACAUUCUCCUCCUCCUAGAAAUUUGUGACCCAGGAGGUGUGCCAGUCUCUGUGGUAUUUAUUCAAGCAUUCAUCUUUAGAUGCACUCAAAUGUACUACAAUAUCCGUAAGAAAUGUGCUUAUCAAUUUGUUAGGUAGUUAAAAACAUUUCACUCAGGUUUUUCAGGUCACUAAGUGGUGAUCAUAAAAUUCCUUACAUUUUAACUUAUUUAUUGCUGAGUUUGAUAACACAGAGAUGGUAUUACUUUUAUUUGGAUAUUUUCAACAGACGUUGUUAAAGUUAAACUGUAAUUUUCCAAAUAUUCAAUAAUUUGAUGAAAUAUAUCCUGAUAUUACAGAGAAGGUAAAUAAAUGAACUAUGAUGUAAAGCUAAAAACUAAACAAUUGUAUGGUAUGUCAUUGUAUGUCUAGUAAGUCUAUAGGAGAUUUAGGGGGGGGGGGGGGGAAGGGUAGAGAAAAAAAAUAAAAUUAUUAUUUAAAUGUAAAGCUAAAAACUAAACAAUUGUAUGGUAUGUCAUUGUAUGUCUAGUAAGUCUAUAGGAGAUUUAGGGGGGGGGGGGUGAAGAGUAGAGAAAAAACAUAAAAUUAUUAUUUAUUGCUUGUAUAUUUAUGUAUUAAUUAAAUAAUUUUUGAAAUAGUAAUCAAUUUUACUAAAAUAUAUUAAUGUAUUGAAUAUUUGUUGAAUUACACAUCUAAUCAGCUGUGCUAAUUGACUUUUUUGGGGCUGCCUCUAAGUUAUUUAAUAUUAUUAUCCCUAACUUAGGCCCUGUGUCACCUGACAUGGCAAAACCCAGCCAUGUUCCAAAAUCUCCUGGACUCUGGAGGUGUAACAACCAUCAUGCAAGCACUCAACAGUGGAGUGUCCAGAAUACAGCAGUCGGUCAUCACCAUGAUUGGCGUGUUUCUGGCUUCUAUUGGUUACUCCAGCCGCCUGUUCCAAGAUAAAGUAAGUAUCAAGAUCUGGUGUCUAGACAAAAUAUUCACAAAGACAAAUAGCAUUUAUAUGACUUUUUUUCUCUUCAAAAUUAUUUGUUUAUAAUCUUCUUUACAUUAUAAUUUUAAACAGUGUUAGUUAAAGUAAGCUAUUGUUAAAGUUAACUAUUCUGCCACACAUCCAGGACUUUUGUACCAAGAUAAUGAGAUGCUUUGAAAGUCCGUCAGCUGUGAUCAGGGGCAAGGCAUUUGUUGUUAUUUAUGAGAUCGUGCACAACAACAGUGACCUACUACUCAGUUGCUGCCUGUCCAGGUAACUCUCUUGUUUGUUUCACAUCAAUGAUGGUAUGUGAUGCUGCUCAGUACGAAUAUGUGAUGCUGCUCAGUCAGAAUAUGUGAUGCUGCUCAGUCAGAAUAUGUGAUGCUGCUCAGUCUGAAUAUGUGAUGAUGUCAAUCUGAACAUGUGACGCUGCUCAGUCUGAACGUGUGACACUGCUCAGUCUGAAUAUGUGACACUGCUCAGUCUGAACGUGUGACACUGCUCAGUCAGAAUAGGUGAUGCUGCUCAGUCUGAACAUGUGACACUGCUCAGUCUGAACAUGUGACGCUGCUCAGUCUGAACAUGUGACACUGCUCAGUCUGAACGUGUGACACUGCUCAGUCUGAACAUGUGACGCUGCUCAGUCUGAACGUGUGACACUGCUCAGUCUGAACAUGUGACGCUGCUCAGUCUGAACAUGUAACACUGCUCAGUCAGAAUAUGUGAUGCUGCUCAGUCUGAAUAUGUGAUGAUGUCAAUCUGAACAUGUGACGCUGCUCAGUCUGAACGUGUGACACUGCUCAGUCUGAAUAUGUGACACUGCUUAGUCUGAACAUGUGACACUACUCAGUCUGAACAAUAUUGAACAACCCCCAGAGUGUGAAUUCCCCAAUAUUACUCUUGUAUAAUUGUUUUCUUACAGACUAGUGAUGUACAUAGAAAGAGACAGUCGUAGACAGACUCCCAGAACACCGAAAGCAAAACCUAUUGAAGCGCAGGAGUAUUUAAGUCAAUGCCUUGAGCUCCUUAUCUCUGGGAUAGUUCAACGUCUGCCCUCAAUAAUGGGUGAGACAUAGAGGAUUUGUAGAUGAUCAUUUGUAAUAGUUCGUGUUGAUGUGAAAGUGUCCCUGGGCAAGGAAUUCUGAUUCUAUUGCAGCAUAUUUGUUUGGAGAUUGAGAACUUUUCAUGCUAUUAAGUGUGUUGUUAUAUCCUUGUGGAUGGUUUUCUGUAGCAAUCCAGCUAAUGAUACGUGUCAAGAGAUGCAAAUUUUAUUGACUUUGUAUUCAAGAUGGGUGAAGCUUUAUUUCAUAAAGAUAAAUCAAUCAAACCAAUGUUUUAGGAUAAAGCUUUAGUUAGUCUGAAUGCUUAGUCUGAAUGACCAACAAGAUGUAGUGUUAGAUGGCUUAGUCUGAAUGACCAACAAGAUGUAGUGUUAGAUGGCUUAGUCUGAAUGACCAACAAGAUGUAGUGUUAGAUGGCUUAGUCUGAAUGACCAACAAGAUGUAGUGUUAGAUGGCUUAGUCUGUUUAGUAAAACAGAAAGUAAAGGUGUUUUUUUUAAUUCUUACCUCUAACUUAACUCUUAUGUUUGUAUAAUGAGUGAGCUGCCAUCUAAAUCUGCUACCAGAUCGGUCUAAUGCAUAAAAUUGCAAAAAAUCUUUAUAUUUUUUUAUUGGACUUUUGGUAGCCCCAAUACCCACCGAAUUAUUUUUAUAAAAUUUACUUAUGUAAAUUCUUGGUCUUUUUUGCAAUUCAAAAUUAUUAAAUUUCCUUAACUUUCAAAUUUUAUUUUACAAAUGAGAAGUUUAAAAAAACAAAAUCUAAUAGAAAUCCACUCUUGAGAGUAUUUCAUAUCUGGGGUUUCUAUCUAAAUAGUAGUCGAAAUGUUUCUGUAACAGUAUAUAACAAACUCUGUAAAGGCUGCCAUAUUGAGAGGUCAUGUGAUAUUCUUCUAUCUGACAUAUUGUGAAGUAAGUGUAAGGAUGAGAGCAAAUAUAACUAAUCAAUAUAAGAUGUGAAAGUAAAUAUAUAGAUAGCCUGUGAUGGAGGUGGUAUUUUUAUUAUUUAUUAUUUGAAUACAGUUUCAAUAAAGUGCUUAGUAGUGUCAGUGGACUUAAUAAUUUAUUUUAUGUAGAUGUGGCUGCGACACUUGAAUGAUACUUAUAUUUAGCUAACUAUCAUCGCUGAGUUGCCCACAACAACAGAGUGAAAAGUUACAGUUUCAUUGUGUUCAUUUCUUUCGACCUCAAAAAGAUUGUUAAAAAAUGUAUCUCCUUUUCUUACACAAUAUGACAAUGUUUUGUUGAGUUUGGAAAUAUUAUUAUUAACAUGAACAUGCAUCUACUGAUUCCUUAUGGUGCCAUAUAUUUAUGCAUUUGCUCAGAUGAGAUAUUGGAAUGUUUGGAGCAGGUUGGAGGUCGCAAGCAUCCAAGCACUACCCAGGUGAAACAGCUCAAGUCCUCUCUACCCUUGAUACCAAUAUUCAAUCACCUGGUCACCAGUCAGGUAUUGUUUAGUCCAAUGACCCACUGUAAAUCUUUGAGUAAUGAUCACUUGUAAUCUGACAAUCUUUGAGUGAUGCUGACUUGUAAUCUGACUAUCUUUGAGUGAUGGUGAAUUGUAAUUUGACAAUCUUUGAGUGAUGGUGACUUGUAAUCUGACACUCUUUGAGUGUUGGUGACUUGUAAUCUGACAAUCUUUGAGUGAUGCUGACUUUUAAUCUGACAAUCUUUGAGUAAUGGUGACUUGUAAUCUGACAAUCAAUGAGUGAUGGUGACUGAUAUUGUCUUCUGACUUGAAGAAAGGCACAAGAAAAAAGAGCCUGAUAAUACAUAUCAUAAAAAAAAUUUAACAGACACUAGCUUCUUGAUUGUAUUAAAUUUUAAAUGUCAAGUCACUGAGUAAAUGCUGACAAUUUUUCCAUUUAUCCUGGUUUAGUCUUGUCACAAUCACAAUGUCUUGUAAGUCAUAACAGAGACCUAGUGGUUCAAAUAAUGGUGACUAAUACUUCAUUACACAGUGUUAUGUAGGACACUUUUCGCUGUGCGUGAACUUGCUUGACCCCAAAUUAGAUUCCUAGCACAUGCUACGUUCAUAGAUGGGCGUGGCUUAGUCCUUUGAUCUGUCGUGUUUACUGCUGACUACCAAUUAAACAUGGUUAGUUUGUCUCCUAGUAUCUUGUGGAACUUUCUCGAUUUGACGAGAAACGUAAACAAUGUCAAGGGCGUUUCUGGACGUGUCGGUAGACCCACUAUAUAAAUAAGGGGUUUCUGAGAAAUUCAGAUAGAUUGAUAGAUAUGUUUAACUUCGCGAGAUGUGGAUUAUUCUUUGUGUACUCAUAUGUGUUUAUUGGCAUUCAUCAUUCAUCAUUAUUUAUUUAUUUAUUUAUUUAUUUAGGCAUUUUUAUAUAGCGCUUAUCAUAAAGCUCUAAGCGCUUUACAAUUAUUAAAACAUGUAAACUAAGUAAAUACAAAUGAGACACUAGGAUAGUAACUACUAUUCUAUAGAAACAAUGAAAAUGGCUAUAAAAAGAGGACACUUUGACACUUCAGGAUUAAACCGAAACAGAAAAUUAGGUAGGGCAAGGAGGGUGCAUCACAGGUCAUAGGCGGACCUAAACAGAUGAGUUUUAAGGGACUUUUUGAAAAUGGACGAGGUUUCACUAUGACGUAUAUGGAAGGGGAGCUGGUUCCAGAACGUGGGCCCAUGGAAGCAGAAGGAGCGUUCACCGAUGGUCUUAGUUUUAGUUCUUGGGAUUGAGAGGGUUCUACUGUCAAUGGAAGAGCGUAGUUGUCUUGUGGGGAUGUAAGGAAGCAUUAUUAAUUGGCACAUUGUACUAUUUGUGUACCGAUACAAGAUUUUCCCAUAUUCUGUUAGUUGAUGAUUUAUAAUUAUAUUUCUUUUGUUUUGUUAUUAUAUUAUUCCUAACUUAAAUCUUAUUAAUUGUAAUUGGUACUGUUUUGGGUGUCGUAUUUUUGCUAUUGUAUUUUUCUAUGGUAUUGUCCUUUGUUAGGCACUGUUUGAACGAGCCAUAAAUUUAAAAUAGGAGAUUAAUUUCUCACAAUAGAACCCAGUGCAUAGCACACACGAUCACAAUAAUAGUUAAUAUGAAAUAGGUCUACAUCUCAUGCCAAACAUACUAAAUCCGAAAACACUUUGAAUGUAUCAUAUGUAUUCCAAUACUAGCUUCUCGGUAAAAUUCUUUACUUGAUAAAGUGUUAUCACUCUAUAAAUCUUCAUUUAAAACAUAAACGUGUUCUGUUCAAUCUUCUUACAUAUAUAUCCUGAAUCAACUGUCAUAUUAUUCAAACACCAUUUUUUUUUUUUGACUCCUUGCUCUCUCCUGAUUGGCCAGUUUUCUCUAAGUCCCAAUACUCUUUAUUUUACAGUAAUAACUCCCAUAUUACUGAUCUCCCAUAUAUUCAUAUCUGUGACAAGUCUGCUUUAAUUUUUAGCAAUAUCAUACAAUUAUUUGGUAUUGUUUACCAGGAGCAAAUUUGAUUAUUUUCUAAUACCAAAAAAUAAAUUGGGCUAAGUAGUUAUAAACCUUUUAUGCUAUGAAAACAUGCAGAAUUGAUUUAUAAGCAGAUGUUUAAAUGAUUUAUAAGCAGAUGUUUAAACAAUAUAUAGAUACAAUUUAUUGAGCAGGUGAGAAGAAGCCAAAUCGUACUCUAUUUAAGUAAUAUAAUCAACUUUUAUUUUGAUGAAAUCAAACCAAGCCUUGGGGUUCUUAAGGCGAAAUCUAAAGAUUGGCAACUCCUGUGUGAAAGAAAGAACAUAUAAAGCCUUUAUCUGUCCGAUUUUAGAUUAUGCAUCUUCAGUCUGGGACCCAUUUACCCAGAAGAGCAUUGACAGGUUGGAGGGGGUCCAGCGACGAGCAGCACGCUUUGUCCUAAACUGCUACAGGAAUACCUCUAGUGUUGGCAGCAUGCUAGAAACACUAGGCUGGUCACCAUUGGAGAAACGACGACGACAAUCCAGGCUCUCCAUGAUGUACAAGAUAAAUAAUGGGCUGGUCCACUGUUCCAGUAUUAAACAGAAACUCGUCCCUCUCCCCCAUAGACUGCGACGAGGCCAUGACAGGCAAUUCAGGCUCAUACCAGCAAGAAGCCAGUAUAGGAGCUGCUCAUUCCUGCCCAAGACAAUCAGGGACUGGAACCAUCUUUCAAAAGGAACAGUUGAGGCGAUAACACUAGACACAUUUGUGUCUAUUGCCUCAAGCCUUCAAACCCCUAGUGCAUAAUUUCCUCAUCACCACCAGUAACAGAAACAUUGCAAAUCCCAUCUACAUGCAUAGGAGCCAANNGUCUAUUGCCUCAAGCCUUCAAACCCCUAGUGCAUAAUUUCCUCAUCACCACCAGUAACAGAAACAUUGCAAAUCCCAUCUACAUGCAUAGGAGCCAAAAUGAUCAAUAAAUUGAUCGUGGGCCCUUAAGAUAUAGAAGAAGAACUCAACUGCAUAUUACCUUUUAAAACUCUGUUUAAUCAUAUUGUGUGUUUCAUAAACCCAUUCUCACUGCUCUAUAUUGUGUGUUACAUAAACCUUCUAUUUAGGAUCACUCUCACUGCUCUAUUUUGUGUGUUACACAAACCUUCUAUUUAGGAUCACUCUCACUGCUCUAUAUUCUGUGUUACAUAAACCUUCUAUUUAGGACCACUCUCACUGCUCUAGCUAUGUGCCAUUCUAAUUUUUAAAUAUUUCAUGUGAGAGUGAUACAUUUUAAUAAUACAUUUUUUUUACAUUUAAAUUUGUUAGGUAUUCCGAGGAUUCAUCAUAAGUCAGCACUUUCUUGGACAAUAUGUGAAACUUCUAAGUCAUGUAGUAAAGAUUGAAUCAGGGGAGACCAAUAUUGAAUCUGCCUCAGGUGAGUUAUUACCCUUCAGUUUAUUGGAAUAUUUGGGGGCGUCCAUUAAUAACGUCAACAAUUUUUAAGCAACUUUUUACUGCCUCCCCCCCCCCCUGUUAAAGACUAAUUAUCAUUUGUUUGUGGAAGUAGAAAUAUGAUUAUUGUCAGUAUAUCUGACAAUUGUAGCAUAGUUUCUAGCUGCUAUAAUUUUCCCAGGGAGUAGCCAGGUUUUGCUCUAUCGUAACAAUGGACAUACUAGCUGAUUUAUCAUUUUCAUCUUGCGGAACUGAUAUACCAGUCAAGUCAACUUCAUCCACAUCUAACCAUUCAGCACUUUAAAUUGAAGCAUUGUCAGUGUAAGCAAUAAUUGCCAUAAGUCUCUCUGUCUCCUGGCAGCUACUUGCUUAGUCGAAUCCUUUUUUGUUGAGGAGCAGGUGGUAAUUUCUUAUUCGUUAUCGGUGCUGUUGAGCUUGCUAUUUCAACAUGACUUGUAAUGCAAACUAGAUGUUACAGAUUUUUGCCAAUCCGUUCAAGCAGCGAUGUUAUUAUGGUUACUCACUUUACUUUCCCCUAAUUCUCAAAAUAUCGUAUUCUUAAUCUAUCAAUACCAUUUAUCUUGACCGCACAUGGCUCUGGAACCUUGUCCUUGUUCCAUACCUGCAACUGGAUCCCAAACAUAAUGCCCAGUCAUUAGCGACAAAUAGAAUCUACAGUUGAAGAGAGGCCAACUUUUGACUUCUCUUGCAUUAACUAAAUGUGCUAACAUUCUGACCAGCCAUCAGCAGUGCAUAGACAGACACACAUUAAAUAAAUCUUAUAUUGUUAAAAGCCUAAAAAAUUAUAUAACUAUUUUAAUUUACAGUCAUUAAAUUUGUUAAAAUAAUGUAAUAACCAGUCAAUUUUAAGAUUAAUAUUUUAAUAGAGAAAAAAUGAUUUUUGUCGUCAAAUGAUCUAAACCCCCCCCCCUCCCCCUUGUCAACAAAUGUCAAACAUUUCCAAACACCCACCCCCCUAUUUUUUUGACAUAAUUAAUGGACGACCCCUUUAGACUAUUUGAAAAAGUUGUUGUUUUGCAAUUUUUUGUUUCUCCACAUUCUUAAGACUUGUUUUUAUAAGUUUUGAAUGUAGCAUCAAUUUUAAAAUUAAAAUUUUAAUAGAAAAAAAAUACUUUUGGCCUUCAAAUGACUAAACCCCCCCCCCUCCCCCUUGUCAACAAAUGUCAAACAUUUCCAAACACCCCCCCCCCUAUUUUUUUGACAUAAUUAAUGGACGACCCCUUUAGACUAUUUGAAAAAGUUGUUGUUUUGCAAUUUUUUGUUUCUCCACAUUCUUAAGACUUGUUUUUAUAAGUUUUGAAUGUAGCUUUCAAAUUUCAUUAAAAUAAUAUUUUUUUAAAUAUUUGAUAGCCUCAUCCACAAUCAUUUCUUCCAGCAUCUAACAUUGAUAAAUAAACAAAUGAAAAGUUUUUUUUUUAUUUAUUUAUUUUUUCAAAUUGACCAUAGUUGGCCCUGGUGUGUAUAGUGAACAGAAGGCUUUUUUUUAGAUUUGGUGGUUGAAUAGUCAAUAUAAAUACAAAUUUAACAAAUGAAUAAGUUAUUGAGUUCAAAUAAUUGCAAAGUUGAGAAACUGUAAUUCUUUAUUUAUGUUUGUUUGUUUUUGUCAUAAGGAAAAAGGCAGAGUGAUAAAUUGCCAUUCUUAAAGGUACAUGGUGGUGUAAAAUAAUAACAUUAUAGUAGAUUACAAAAUAAUGCAGCACUUCUUGAAUUCUGUUAAUGACAUCUCCACAACUCUGCUUUCAAACGUAGCAUUUUUUUAAAAAAUGUUUCUAAAAGAAAUAUGUUGUUCAUUGUCAUUGAGAGGCAACUAUUACAACAAAAAGGUCAGGAAUCUGUUGGUGUUGUUUUUGAGUUAACAUGAGCAGGAAUCUGUUGGUGUUGUUUUUGAGUUAACCUGAGACAAAAUGGAAAUACUUGCAUAAUCAAAGGGCGCAAUUAUAUUUUAUUACCUCUAGGAUUACAAAGUCUAAUGUAAUGAUGGCAUCUAAGCUAAUAAUUACAUCUAAGCUAAUGAUGGCAUCUAAGCUAAUAAUUGCAUCUAAGCUAAUGAUGGCAUCUAAGCUAAUAAUUACAUCUAAGCUAAUGAUGGCAUCUAAGCUAAUAAUAGCAUCUAAGCUAAUGAUGGCAUCCAAGCUAUCAACAUGGCAAAAACAUUGACAGUGACUAAAUUUAUCUGAAACAUUCCUUGGUGUCUGUCAGUUCAUCCUAUUAUCCAUGUAUACAGCACUGACUUUAAAAAGAAUUUCAUUUAACAAUAAUUUUGUGCAAUAUCAGUUUCAAUGUGUAAAGAUUUAUUUUUUAUUUGGGGUUAAGGGAUGGCAGCAAAUUUAUUUGUUUAUAUAUAGGCCAAAAGUUUUGCUGCCAUGAGUCUUACUAAUAGAAAUCAUAAGGAAAGAUGUGUUGUUGUUUUUUCAACUUUGAAUAACACAGGGCCCAGUACAUGCAGUGUUGUACCAGCUGUUGCAUAGAAAUGUUCUAAUAUGUAAUGAAUAAUUUUUGCAAUUCACUGUUCACUUCCAUUUAUGGUUAACAUGGCUGUGGAAGUGAUGAAAUAGUUUAUAGGGUUUAAAAUUGUCCAUUGUACAAGUCAAACUGUGUUGUAAACCUGACAAAUACUUGACAGCAUGUCUAAUUUAAUGUUGUUUUAUUUUAUUCCUAACACAUUCAGAGAAAGGUAAAGGUAAUGCACAACUGUUCUAUUAUAAAUGUUGCCUUUGCUGCAUUUAACCAAGUUUUGAUUUAUUUAGGAUAACUUUUUCUAGGGAGAGAACUUAGUACUUAAAACAUCAAUUUUUUUGGCUUGAUUUUCAACGUCUUGGCUUUAUCAAUUUAUUUUUCAAUUAUGAAUAUUUAGCUUUAUGUCUCCUAUUCUAUAUUAUUAUUUUAUAUUAGAGUAUUUUAAACUAUGAUAUCGAAAGUAAAUCAAUUUAUUGGCCAUUACAUAGGCUGCUGUGCUAUUUAAAUCCGCAAGGGCCCAACAUGGGAAAGGAGUGUGGCUUGUGUUUUAAGACUACUGUAGCAAAGUUUUUAUUCUAAUCUGCCGUACUCAUAAACACUAAUUUUUUUAAUAAAACAAUGUUUUUUAAAUAUGCAAAUGACUUUUUUUGUAUCCUUUCUUUUGAUGGUGUCUCAUUUCUGCAUUAGAAAACCCCAGGCAAAUUUUACAAAAUGGCAUCGUUAUCAAUUUAAACAACUUUAAUGUGGUCAUUUUGUUGGGGGGCCAUGCACAUUUCAUGAGAUAGAUCAAGACAAAGAAUAGACUUAGUGACUCAAUUUCUGGUUAACUCAUUUUGCUAAUAAAAUUAACAGCUUAUGUAAUAGAGAAAAGUUUAUUAGAUACUGCUGUUCAGAGUGUCUCUUAUGUUUUUAGCCAUUCUACACCUUAAGCCUUGCCUCACACAAUAGUUAAUCUUAAACUUUUGGAUGUAACUUUGUGAGCUACAAUCUAAUCAAUACAUAAUUUUUUGAGUUCAUUUGUUUUCUCAUCAGCUUGCAAUAUCAAAAUAACUUUAAAGAACCAAAAUCAAUUGAUAAAAAUUUGUUGAAUAUGUUAAGAUAAACUGUUAGUACACUGAGCUAUAUGAUAUUGUUAUAAGUUAUAUCAUAAUUAAUAUGUGCGCUUAUUAUUAAACUGCUCACAUUGUUUUUACUGUUCAUGAAAAGAUUAUUUGAGUUUUUCUGAAAUCAGAUUCAAUCCAGCCAUAAUUUUUCUUCUUUUAAUGAAAAUUACAUUUCUGAGCUUAAAUAACAUUUCAGCUGUAUAUGAGAUGUUUCUUAGCUUUUACCCAUAAGGCCUAUUGCUUUCUCAGAAUAUAUUUAUUUCACCCACAGAGUGUGCUCAGCUUCAUUUAAGUUUCAUUUAAAAUUUUGUUUGACCAACUUGCAUAAACUAAGUUUCAUGCCAAGAACUGGUUCAAUAUUUUGAUUUGUCAUUGAACUAACAAAAGUUGUAUAAUAAAAAAUUUUAAACUGUUCUGUUGUAAUUGAAAGAUCAUUUAAAUGUUGCCGUCCUACAGUGUGACUUAUUGAUAAAGAUUAGUUCAGUUCUUUCUUAUUGGUCUUCGCACUUGUAAAUAAUUAUACAAAAAUGAAAUGCCAUUUCUAUAAAGUCAGAUUGCAGUGUUCCACAAUAAGAUGCUCCUAAAAUCUUAGACAAAACUAGUUUUGAAAUUAUCUUAAUUCAUCAUCAACACAUCAAACCUCACUAAACAGCAGCUAUUAGUCACAAUUAAACAAGCAGACGUCUCCAAACAGCAACCAUCAGUCACCAUUAUCCCAUCAUACUAUUCAUACCUCUCUCAAAACAGCAACCAUCAGUCACCAUUAUCCCAUCAUACUAUUCAUACCUCUCUCAAAACAGCAACCAUCAGUCACCAUUAUCCCAUCAUACUAUUCAUACCUCUCUCAAAACAGCAACCAUCAGUCACCAUUGUCCCAUCAUACUAUUCAUACCUCUCUCAAAACAGCAACCAUCAGUCACCAUUAUCCCAUCAUACUAUUCAUACCUCUCUCAAAACAGCAACCAUCAGUCACCAUUAUCCCAUCAUACUAUUCAUACCUCUCUCAAAACAGCAACCAUCAGUCACCAUUAUCCCAUCAUACUAUUCAUACCUCUCUCAAAACAGCAGCCAUCAGUGCUUCAGAAUUUGUAAGCUCAGCCCUGUUUGUCUUAGAAGGGAUCUCUCAACAUCCAACCUUGCUUGUUGAGUACAAUGAAGUGAUCCUGAAAGAAAUCUUACCACUUUUGACAUCACUCAUUGCCUGUCAGAAUGGUGAGUUAAUCAUUGUCUGUCAGAAUGGUGAGCAAAUCAUUGCCUGUCUGAAUGGUGAGUGAAUCAUUUCCUGUCUGAAUAGUGAGUGAAUCAUUGCCUGUCUGAAUAGUGAAUGAACCAUUGCCUGUCUUAAUGAUGAGUGAAUCCUUACCUGUCUGAAUGGUGAGUGAAUCACUGCCUGUCUUAAUGAUGAGUGAAUCACUGCCUGUCUGAAUAUUGAGUGAAUGGGGGUGAUAGCUUUUUGUAGUUUGUGGCUAAAUAUCUUUAUCAACCAAAUAAAAUUUGUUGAAAUAUAUUAUAACAGACCACGUUAAUUUUUUUUAAACUGAUUUUGUCUUGCAUGUUUUUUAGUGGAUACCAAAGCUCAAGCUCUGCAGCUCUUUGGUGAUAUAGCAUCAGUGUACCUCACACAAGAUCAGUUCGGUAUAGACAUUAAAGUCAGCACUUCCCACCUUCAUACCGUCAUACAGGAAAAACUGCUCCCUCAGUCAGUACAAGUAUUUAGCUAUACUUUUUUGAACUGUCUCUAAUUACUGUUAAAUUUCAUUUUUAUUCUCUGAUCACUUGUUUAAUGUUCAUUUCUUAAAUCUAGCUGUUAAAUUAAAUUAAAGUUAUUUUAUAUAAAAAAUAAUAAAAUAGUUAAAGAUAUUUUUUCAAAAUUAUUUUGGAAUUUUUUAGGCAUCAAAACCUAAACUUUUUCUCCACGUAUACAUAAUAUAUAAGUUAAUUAUUUUUUUUUGCUUUAGUUUUCUUUAUCAGCCAUGGGACAUAAUGUGAUGGGCAAUAUUAACAGAAGGUUUCCUUAAUCAGGCAUGGGACAUAUUGUGAGGAGCAAUAUUAACAAAAGAUUUCCUUAAUCGGGCAUGGGACAUAUUGUGAGGAGCAAUAUUAACAGAAGGUUACCUUAAUCGGGCAUGGGACAUAUUGUGAGGAGCAAUAUUAACAGAAAAUCAGGCAUGGGACAAAUUGUGAUGGGAAAUAUUAACAGAAAAUCGGGCAUGGGACAUAUUGUGAGGGGCAAUAAUAAUAAAGGGUUUCCUUGUGGCUGGGUAGGGAAAAUGUCUGACAUUAGCGAUAGAUUAAUUUUUUAAAUCAGUAAUGAAUGAGACACAAAUCUUAAUUGUUAUGCGUAGUGCUUUUAAGUUAUUAACAUAUUUUAAUGUUUUUAAAAAAGCCAUCAAUGUUUUGGUAACAGGUUCGAGCCCAUCCUCCUAGAUUUAGAUCCACUGCCCAGCUAUGCCCUGAAGCUAAUGUUAACCUUUCUAGAACAUGACAGCUCAUUUAUUAAAAAAAUGGAGCAGCAGGGACUGAUCAUUGUUUUAUUUCAAGUAUUAAUGGUGAGAGAAUAUUUUUAAAACUUGCUGGGAUGGUAAUACUGAUUAAUUAAUUCUAGACCUACUGAACUUACUCAGACUAAUUCAAUCAUUUGUUCUCAGCUGUGUUAUCUUAGAAACAAUUUGAAGAAAGAUUUACUGAAUAAAAUACAACUGUAAGAGAAGUAUGACGGUAAUGACAACACAAAUUGACAGAAUGAAAUACAACUGUAAGAUAGUUAUGAAGAUAUCAGCUAUGAGACAACAGAUUGACUGAAUGAAAUAAACAGAGAUACAAGAAUACUAUUUCAGAAGUAUGAAGGUAUAUAAUUAUUAUAAACUAGAAAAUAACAUGUGAUAUUACCAAGAUUGGAAUGGCUGGCACUUUGCGAUAAUUUCCACCAGCUAUUGUAAAAUCUCAUCACAAUGCCAUUUUUAAAAAGAAGUAUCUAUAAAAUGAUGUGUACUUUUCUAAUAUCGUUAAAACUUUUAAGAAGUAUUUUUCUGCUAUAUAUAAUACGCCAACCCUACCCCCGUUUUGUGCCCUUAAACUACUUUUUUUUUCUCUAAACAUGACCUUAAAUUACCAAAUCUAAAUGAUUUCUAAUUAAAUCGUUAUUGUCACUAAAGGAAAUCAUCGAGGCCUGAUUUCUACGCCAGAGAAAUACUUUAGAUGUCAUAUGUUUUUAAAUUGUUACCCUGCCACUUUUCCUGCCCCUAAGCUAAAUUUUGUUUCCUUAAAAAUUGUGAAAACUUAAUCUUAAAUUUAAAACAAAAACUGUAUAUACCAUUUUAAAUAUAAUUUAUAUUACAGAAUUUGAUAUACUGAUAGUUCAUUAAAAAUUUAACAAAACUUUUCCUUUGUUUUCUACUAUGUUAUCAGAAAAUCGUAAAACAAAGAAUUCUUUGUAUCUUUUUAUCUAAAGAAGAAUCUCUUAACCAUUUUUCAAGUCUGUAACAGCCUUGAGUAUCUUUUUACAGAAAUGUUAUUAAUCUCAUAACUAUCUACACCGACUUUACUUUUGCCAAAGUAAUGAACAAAAAUGAAUUUUCAAUUUUUGAAAGAAAAUCUUAACCCAUCUCCAUUUGUAAAAAUGAAAUUUUCACGUGUUUAAAAUGAUUGGGUUUAGAUAUUCAUGGGUAACUUAUGUAAAUGUACCCACGUUUUGUUAACGCCAUGGAUUUUCGUAUUUGAUAAACCUAUGUUGAUUUGUAAAAAGAAAAUGUAACAUCUCUUCUUCAAAACUGUAAUAUCAUAGGAUUUAAAUAUAUUGUCAUCAACGUAAAAAUGUAUGCAUCCUAUUUCCUACCCCUGAUAUGUAUGAACCUAGAAGGCUAAUUAUUUAUCAAAUGUAUAGCUAUAUUCUGAUGCGUAUCUUGUGCUGCCUGGGGCAAAUGAUAGUAUUGCCCCACCCCACCCCCACCACCCCCCCCCCCUAGAUUUAAAUAAAAUGAAUUAAAAUCAUCCAUAGGAUUGUUAUCCCCUAUGUACGCAAAUACACAUUUUUUUCACUUCAUAUGGUUUGCUCUUAUUUGAAUGAGGGAUAAGUGCAAUAUUGAAUGUUUAUUAGACUAUGGAGUUUUGUUGCACUGAUUGACUUAAACAGCAUUUUCUUACUAAAAGUAAAAGUAUAUUUAAAGGUUAAGUUUUUAUUACGUUAUAAAUUUAAUAAAAGUAUAUUUUUGAGAUGGAAAAAAAGUAAAAUCUUAUUAAAUGUAAAAAAUGCAAAGCUAAAUUUGUUUUUUUAUUUAACAAUUUAAAAGCAAUCAAUAACAUUUAUUAAUUUUUCUUACUUUUAAGAAAGGGAUAAUACAUUAUCAGUUUUGUCAGGCACGGUUAUUAAAUCAAAGAAACUUAGAGCUUUGGCUAAAUAGACAAUGCGCACUAAGAUGUCAUUUGCUUGUUUAUUUAGAACAAAUUAAUUUUUAUUUCAUUUCACAAUAUUAACAAUGCACUAAAAACGCACGAAAAACAACAGAUGUUUGGGUUUUCCUAUUAAAUGUAAUUACGAUGUCAUUCUUAGAUCAUAAUUUUUUUAAUGAAAAUUUGUUUUCAUAACUUUCAAACUCAGAUAAACUGCUUAAAAUAGUUCCUUUAUUGUUAUUUUAAAUGUAUUUGUAAUUUAUAAUAAUAAUACUUAAACAUUUACUAAAAUAAAUUUCAUUUUUUGCGCAUUCAGAUUUAUUCGAUUUCCAUAAAAAUAAUAGAAAAUCUUUAUCACUGUUUUUAAGAAGCCGAACGUGUUUAAAUCUUUUUGUCUCUUUUGCGUUACGAUCAGCCUAGCUCAUUCUUAUAUAUAUGUAAUAAUAAUGGGUAUAGUUGAGAUCAAUGUCUCAGGCAUAGUUGAAGCCUUUGGGUUCUGUUCUAGGGUGUUAAUAGAAAAUGUAUUCCUUAAUUGAGUGUUCCUUAAAACUAAUUUCCUCCGAUGGAGAUCAUCUUUGAAAUGUGUUUACUUGAGAUUGGCUAACAUAUGUUUUAUUGUCUUUAAGUACCGGUAACAUAUUGUUAGAUUGUUACUAAAAUAUGUUUGAAUGUGUUUUAUUGUCUAACAUAGGUUUGAAUGUGUUUGAUUGUCUUUGACUAACAUGUUUGAUUGUCUUUGACAAACAUGUUUGAAUGUGUUUAAUUGUCUUUGUCUAAGAUAUGUUUCAAUGUGUUUAUUUGAACUUGUCUUACCUAGGUUUGAAUUUGUUUACUUGAAAGUUUGAUUGUGACUAACAUAUGUUUGUAUUGGUUUAAUUAAGAGCUUGGCUUACAUAUGUUUGAUUGUGACUAAGAUAGGUUUGUAUGGGUUUAAUUAAGAGCUUGGCUUACAUAUGUUUGAUUGUGACUAAGAUAGGUUUGUAUGGGUUUAAUUAAGAGCUUGGCUUACAUAUGUUUGAUUGUGACUAAGAUAGGUUUGUAUGGGUUUAAUUAAGAGCUUGGCUUACAUAUGUUUGAUUGUGACUAAGAUAGGUUUGUAUGGGUUUAAUUAAGAGCUUGGCUUACAUAUGUUUGAUUGUGACUAAGAUAGGUUUGUAUGGGUUUAAUUAAGAGCUUGGCUUACAUAUGUUUGAUUGUGACUAAGAUAGGUUUGUAUGGGUUUAAUUAAGAGCUUGGCUUACAUAUGUUUGAUUGUGACUAAGAUAGGUUUGUAUGGGUUUAAUUAAGAGCUUGGCUUACAUAUGUUUGAUUGUGACUAAGAUAGGUUUGUAUGGGUUUAAUUAAGAGCUUGGCUUACAUAUGUUUGAUUGUGACUAAGAUAGGUUUGUAUGGGUUUAAUUAAGAGCUUGGCUUACAUAUGUUUGAUUGUGACUAAGAUAGGUUUGUAUGGGUUUAAUUAAGAGCUUGGCUUACAUAUGUUUGAUUGUGACUAAGAUAGGUUUGUAUGGGUUUAAUUAAGAGCUUGGCUUACAUAUGUUUGAUUGUGACUAAGAUAGGUUUGUAUGGGUUUAAUUAAGAGCUUGGCUUACAUAUGUUUGAUUGUGACUAAGAUAGGUUUGUAUGGGUUUAAUUAAGAGCUUGGCUUACAUAUGUUUGAUUGUGACUAAGAUAGGUUUGUAUGGGUUUAAUUAAGAGCUUGGCUUACAUAUGUUUGAUUGUGACUAAGAUAGGUUUGUAUGGGUUUAAUUAAGAGCUUGGCUUACAUAUGUUUGAUUGUGACUAAGAUAGGUUUGUAUUGGUUUAAUUAAGAGCUUGGCUUACAUAUGUUUGAUUGUGACUAAGAUAGGUUUGUAUUGAUUUACAUGAGCUUGGCUUACUUAAUGUUAUAUUCCCCAGGAUCACCAAAACAAUGCCUUGAGUCGGGUAAUGCAGGGUGUGGUGUCUGUCUUGAAUUGUCUUGUCAGCCACAAAGAGACAAAUAUGCGAGAGCUGUACGAUCAAGGUAUGUAAAAUUACUGUUCAAAAUGCAGUGUAUAACUUUACAUAAAAUUUUCAAUUAAUGUUUAUGCUGGAAUCAUAAAACCUUCAGAAAUCAGUGGGGACAAACUAUUUAUCAAGUUUUUAUGUCACAAUUACUGUUGGUUGGCAUAGCUGUCAUGUCACAAUUACUGUUGGUUGGCAUAGCUGUCAAGUCACAAUUACUGUUGGUUGGCAUAGCUGUCAAGUCACAAUUACUGUUGGUUGGCAUAGCUGUCAAGUCACAAUUAAUGUUGGUUGGCAUAGCUGUCAAGUCACAAUUACUGUUGGUUGGCAUAGCUGUCAAGUCACAAUUAAUGUUGGUUGGCAUAGCUGUCAAGUCACAAUUACUGUUGGUUGGCAUAGCUGUCAAGUCACAAUUAAUGUUGGUUGGCAUAGCUGUCAAGUCACAAUUACUGUUGGUUGGCAUAGCUGUCAAGUCACAAUUAAUGUUGGUUGGCAUAGCUGUCAAGUCACAAUUACUGUUGGUUGGCAUAGCUGUCAAGUCACAAUUAAUGUUGGUUGGCAUAGCUGUCAAGUCACAAUUACUGUUGGUUGGCAUAGCUGUCAAGUCACAAUUAAUGUUGGUUGGCAUAGCUGUCAAGUCACAAUUACUGUUGGUUGGCAUAGCUGUCAAGUCACAAUUAAUGUUGGUUGGCAUAGCUGUCAAGUCACAAUUACUGUUGGUUGGCAUAGCUGUCAAGUCACAAUUAAUGUUGGUUGGCAUAGCUGUCAAGUCACAAUUACUGUUGGUUGGCAUAGCUGUCAAGUCACAAUUAAUGUUGGUUGGCAUAGCUGUCAAGUCACAAUUACUGUUGGUUGGCAUAGCUGUCAAGUCACAAUUAAUGUUGGUUGGCAUAGCUGUCAAGUCACAAUUACUGUUGGUUGGCAUAGCUGUCAAGUCACAAUUAAUGUUGGUUGGCAUAGCUGUCAAGUCACAAUUACUGUUGGUUGGCAUAGCUGUCAAGUCACAAUUACUGUUGGUUGGCAUAGCUGUCAAGUCACAAUUACUGUUGGUUGGCAUAGCUGUCAAGUCACAAUUACUGUUGGUUGACAUAGCUGUCAAGUCACAAUUACUGUUGGUUGGCAUAGCUGUCAAGUCACAAUUAAUGUUGGUUGGCAUAGCUGUCAAGUCACAAUUACUGUUGGUUGGCAUAGCUCUCAAGUCACAAUUACUGUUGGUUGGCAUAGCUGUCAAGUCACAAUUACUGUUGGUUGGCAUAGCUGUCAAGUCACAAUUACUGUUGGUUUAUUAGUUUUGCUGUAUUUAUGGAAACUAUUCUUUGGGCACUCAGUUUUUAUUGGAUUUUUUUUAUAGUGGGGAUUUAGUUUAAGAGCUGCUUUCUCAAGAUAAGUGCUUGCUCAUAAAUGUUUUCUUCUUUCCUUUUCCAACCUCAUGAUCAUAUUUGUUUAUUUACUGUACUGGUACACAUCCAAAGAGGGAAUAAGUUCAGCAUGGCACUCAAACAAUGAAAGCUAUACAAUACAUCAGUAAUACUAGUAGUAAACCAGUUAAUAAUCUCUUUUAUUUUAAAUUUCUUAAAAAGAGUACAUACAAUUUAUAAAAAUGUUAAAUAUUCAAAAGGAGAAUAAAUAUAUAAAUCUGAAAGAAAUCAUUUUAAGUCAUGUUUCCUUUGAAUGUUCUUGUCCAUUCUCUGCAUUCUCCAACACCAGGUCUAAUUGACCACUUGACCAGUCUAUUCAUCGAGGUGUGGAAUGCUGUUUGUGAAGGGGAGGAGGGAGGAAGAGAUGUGAAGACAGCUAUAAACAUGCUGCUGACACUUUUGGAUGCUCUCCAUUCCAUACUGAAAUAUGUCUCUGAGGUUGUUCGCAGAGCAUUACAGGUUUGGUGUUUUCACACUGAAUACACAUUAACUUCAAAUAGUUGAAUUUAUUAAUAGUAGGGCUUAUUUUUAAAUUAUUCAAGUUCAAAGGUUAAGUGUUAGAAAAGAAAUUUUUUUAAAUUCGUCAGGUUUAUUGAAUUUGGGGGGGGGGGGUCUUUUUUAAUUAUGAAUCAAAACAUUGCUACCAAUUGGGGGUUUGAACAUCAGAAUUUUUUUAACUUUAUUAUUUUUUAAUUAUUCAAGUUCAAAGGGUAAAUGUUAGAAAAGAAAUUUUUUUAAAUUCGUCAGGUUUAUUUAAAUUUGGGGGGGGGGGGUCUUUAUGAAUUAUGAAUCAAAACAUUGCUACCAAUUGUGAGUUUGAACAUCAGAAUUUGUUUAACUUUCCACUUAGACUAUUACUUAAUUAGAAUUAGCAGUUUUCUCUUACAUUUUUAUGUACACAAACUUUCCAGGUGAAGAACAAAGGAUCAGACGGGUCUCAGAAGGAGGCAGAGUUUGGUGAGCAGUUACUGCUGUUGAACAAAUCACUUACAGACUUAACGUCUCUGUUAACUCAGUUGGUGAGCGAUAAGUUGACAUAAUUUUUAAAUAAGAAUUUUGAUAAUUAAGAGAUAUGGAAACAUAUUAAAAUUAAAUUUUAUUUUCAAGUUUCUUAUAUUACACUUUGUAUUCCCUUACUGUCUAUUCUUUAUUGAUAUUUUGUGCAUUGUUUAAUUGACUUCCCUGUUCUUCUUAUAUUCUUUUUGUGCUGAUUUAGUUUCAAGUUUAACCUUAAUGUUUAGCAGCAUUAUAAAAUGAAUUCAUUUCCACAAUUUUUUAUAAUAUUUCAAACUUAAUUCUAAAUGAUUAUUCUUCCCCCCACCCCCUCCCCCAGCUUUGCUAUGAGGAUAAUGAGAUCCAGGAGCUGACCAUCAAAUGUCUGUCUUUACUUGUGCAGUUGUUUGGUGGAGAAAACAGAGAUGCCAUGGCAGCUGAUAAUAUGGUAAGUUGUUCAUCAUGGCCGCUGAUAAUAUGGUCAGUUGUACAUCAUGGCCGCUGAUAAUAUGGUCAGUUGUUCAUCAUGGCAGCUGAUAAUAUGGUCAGUUGUACAUCAUGGCAGCUGAUAAUAUGGUCGGUUGUUCAUCAUGGCAGCUGAUAAUAUGGUCAGUUGUUCAUCAUGGCAGCUGAUAAUAUGGUCAGUUGUACAUCAUGGCCACUGAUAAUAUGGUCAGUUGUUCAUUAUGUCUGUUGAUAAUAAGGUCAGUUGUUCAUUAUGUCUGUUGAUAAUAAGGUCAGUUGUUCAUUAUGUCUGUUGAUAAUAAGGUCAGUUGUUCAUCAUGGCAGCUGAUAAUAUGGUCAGUUGUUCAUUAUGUCUGUUGAUAAUAAGGUCAGUUGUUCAUCAUGGCAGCUGAUAAUAUGGUCAGUUGUUCAUUAUGUCUGUUGAUAAUAAGGUCAGUUGUUCAUUAUGUCUGUUGAUAAUAAGGUCAGUUGUUCAUUAUGUCUGUUGAUAAUAAGGUCAGUUGUUCAUUAUGUCUGUUGAUAAUAAGGUCAGUUGUUCAUUAUGUCUGUUGAUAAUAAGGUCAGUUGUUCAUCAUGGCAGCUGAUAAUAAAAUUAAACUACUAUUUGACAAUUUGUGUAUAUCAGAGUAAAGUGAAACUUUAGUUAGGUGAGAAAAAUUGCUAAGUUCAAGGUUUGGACUACAAGGCUAUUUUGAGUAAACAUUAAAUGCAAGGAAUGACUAAAUUCAAAUUUUAUUUUUUAUUACAACCGAGUUGGAAUAAAAAGAAAAGUAAGUAAAACAAUAGGUGCAAAUAAUUUAACUAAAUACCGAUACACGAUGAAAGAGCUGUGACUUUAUUUAAUACAUUGAUACACUUUAUUUUUCCAGUGCUAAAAAAAAAAAUAAACCAAUGACUUUGAUGUCAUAAAUGCCAAGGAGCAUUUUGCAAUACCGGGCACUGAUGUUUACAUCUUCUCAGGCAACUUUUUUGCCACUUGAUAAGAAUUUACUUUUACUUUACUUGUCAACUUUUUUUUCCAGGAUUGUUACAGCAAGAGCUUGAAGUCUACAGAUUCAAGAAAGCAAAAAAUCCUCCUUCGCGUCAUCAAACGGUUGCUAAGCACCAAUGCUAGACACAUAGAGUCCAUGAAGAAAUAUGGAGAUGGACUUGCAAAAACGAUUCAGUCUUUAGCAGAUACAGCAAGGUGA